GUUCCUUUCCUUUUGGUGUCUUGUAAGCCCACUCGGGCUGGGCACUUCCUGUGCAUGACACGUUCAUACAAGUGUCAAUCAAUCAAUCAAAUCUAUGAACCGGAGCAGUGCUCUGAUAUGAACCAGAAUCGUCAGUUGCACAGAUAUCGCGAGAGAGUGGUUCGUUACCAUAGCGACGACAGUUAAACACAACCCCCGCGGCUCCGAGUAGCACGGAGACUGGGACAUGCUCCCAACGAAAACAUGAGAUAUUGAAUCACUAAAUGUUGUUUCCAAAACAUUUCUUUAUAAUUUAAGGACCAUAAGAGUGUUGAAUGAAAACCUGAAACGUUUAGUGUGCAGUUGAAGGUCUUUAAACUACGGACAGUCACUGAAAACCUAAGGUGAGUUAACAGUUUUCGGUAGUGUAGCUGCCGAGUAAGAUACUGAAACUUCACGUAGGGUAGCAGCAUACAUUCACUCAUUUCACUUUAAGUGGCGUCUGACGUCCCUCGUUUCUCAUCUCGUGAAUUCUGCGGAGUUAUUGUAGUUUAGAUGAACGUCAGUAUUGGAUGACGUUAGCUUAGCAGGUCGUAAUAGCAGUUAGUGGUGAGUAGCACCAUAUGAAGGGUCUUUACAUAAGUCCUCGUGCAGCAGUGAAAUAAUGGCAGGCUACAGCAGCAAGAGGAAUAAAGCCUGCACAUUUACAGAUGAUGUACAAUUCUAAACAUUUAAACCUACCGAAGCAAAAAAGUUGUGGCUUCUUCCAAUAGGGGAGAGUGGGGUAAGUUGAGCCAGAGGUUAAGUUGAGCCAUCUACUUGGAAAUGCUACUACUUGGAAAUGGUCAAAGAAAUUGAUCAUGUGACCAAAUAUUUAGGAGAUGGGCAUCAAUUCAUGCAGUCUGUGAGGGUAAAAAGCACAUGGGUGAAGGGGUUAGACAUUUAUUUAAAGAUAAAAAAUAAAAAAAAGAUAAAUUAGAAAAAAAAUCACUCUUGAAAGUGAGUUUAGUCUGUCAUAACUUUUAUUAGAAUUGUGUUCAGACCAAAAAAGAUCAUUUUAAAUUUGUUUGCGGCAUCAAUUGUGGUAUCUAUGAGCUACAACAUGAGGUCAAAACCUAGCAUAAAAGUCCACAGUUUUAGCUUAGAGCAGUGGUUCUCAAGUCCAGUCCAUGCAGGCCCACUGUCCUGCAUGUUUUGGCUGUUUCCCUGCUCCAACACACCUGAUUCAAAUGAUCAGCUCGUUAUCAAGCUCUGUAAUGGCUUAAUAACGAGCUAAUCAUUUGAAUCAGGUGUGUCACAUCCAAAACAUGCAGGACAGUGGGCCUCGAGGACUGGACUUGAGAACCACUGGCUCAUCUUACCCCACUCUUCCCGAAUGUUAUGCCAAUUUUUUGAGUCACCACGAUGCUGAUACUUUUUAAAUGGAGCAUAAUUUCAUGCCAUACCAGGGGAAGCAGUUGUGAUGAAGAGGUUAUAAGUGGCACUUGACGGUAUAAGCAUUUAUUGAUGUAAUAACUUACAUCUGUCCUUUUUAUGCUAUGAUGGAUGAUAUCAUCCUCUUUGAUGAAAGUGUUUUAGUUAGCUAUCAUGCAAAAUCAAUUUUCAUUAAGGUUUAUUAAGGUGGAGGUUACCUUCACCUAACAACAUUUGGCAGCCUGCUAUGUUGUUAAAAAAUGCCUUACUGGCAAAUAUCUGUAAUUACUACUUACAAGAGUUGUAAUACAGUUAACAAACGGCUUCCAGAAAGAGUUAAAAUCCUCAGGAAAGUUUGCUUUAAUUACCUAGUUUUUGAGCAAAUCUGCUGCUACUGUUUUAGUGAGCCUAUCAUUGCUGCUGUUUUCAUUCAUUCAUUCCAGAGUGCAAUUCAGCCAGGGUCCAGUCAGUUUAAGAACGCAAUUACUGUUGUUGUUGUUUUUAUUUUAUUUUUGUUUUUUAUUAUCAUUACACAAGGAACUCUUCGUUGAUGGGAUAGCAAGAAAAGCCAGAGGAAGACCCAAGAAAGAAGAAGCAUGGAUUUAAAUGACUUUGUGGUGCUUCCUAACAACAAGGCCAAAUCUGUCAAGCACAAUGCCAGGUAAGAUGAGAAAAGAUCAAUGACGGGUUAAAGGCAUUUGGCGUGGGCUAUUAGGACUGCUUGGCUGUCUAUUUACUGUCUUGUUCACAUUUAACUUCAGUGUGGGGAAUGCACACUUCUGUAGAUGGAGUUUCAGGAGAGAUAAACCAUGUGACCUGGGUUCUGAUCCAGCACAUUUGUUUUCUUCAUAUCGGCUAGUACAGAAUUGAGUCGAGUCUCCUUUGUAGUUUCUCAUCUGCCAACAGGUAAUUGACUUAAUUGAUGUCUGCUAUGGUGGUACCCUGAUCCAGUAACUAAUUGCUUUAACUAUUGAUCAAUUGUUGCAACAGAGGUCUGCUCAUGCAACAGAUGAAUUGAAUAUAUUGAUGACAGCCUGGCUGUCCAGUUUGACAGAGUAGGUCAUUUGUAUGAUUGAUUGUUUUUGAUUGAUUGUGUAAAUGUGUGUGUGUGUUUGUGUGUGUGUUGCUAUAUAGGGACCUUCAGGACCUGCAGGUGGAGACUGCAACUCUGGCUAAGGAUAGCACAGAGAUGGAGGAGAAACUACAACAACUCAAAGAAAGAAUGAGCAAAGAAAAAAUGGAGAGAGGGUGAGUAUCAAUGUUACAGAAAGAAGUGAAAGUUAAAAGGAGAGGGACUGAGUUUGAGAAGAGAGAAUAAACAGUACAAAAACAGCAUGAAAAAACAGAUGAAAUCGGGUUAAAGGUCCUUACACACCAGGGCCAACGCGAAUAUAGAACGCGAAAAUACGAAAUAUUCGGAGGUGAAUUUUGACACGCCUGACUAUACACAUCAAGCCCGAUGCGAUUUUGCGACUUUCCGGGGGGGAAGAGACACAUCCCGGGGGAGACUUUUCCCGGGCAAAACCCUGUCUCCUUUACCUCUGAUUGGCUAGAAAAGCUGGAAACAUCAUCACAGGCUCAAGCCAAACGGUCAGCACUUAUAACCAAUCAGAGGCGAUAAGAUAAGCACAAAACAAUGGUAACAACCGUUAGCAUACAUUAGCACAGAUGACAGUUAAAACAAAGGUGUUUAGCAAACUGUUAAAGCACAAAAACCAUCAUCAUAUGAGAGAUCCGACGCUAAGUUGUCCUUCAGGUCGUUAUCUUUGUAAUGUUUGUGUCUUUCAUCAUAAAGCACUCUGUUCUCCAACACGUAAACGAUCAGCCGGUCGGCCAUGUUGGAUAUACCGGUGAAUCAGACGUCACAACAACACGCUAUCUGAUUGGUCAGAACUGGACACACAAAAAUAAAUGCCGGAAAAUCGCAGGAUGGGAAAGCGUCGCUGAUGUGAACACUUGUAUUGACAGGAUACGGGUUCGAAAAAAAAUAUUGACUUCCGAAAUAAUCGCAGGACAAAAACAGUCCCAGUGUGAAAGGACCUUAAGAGAGGAGAGAGUGGAGUGGUAGGAAAAAUACAUGCUAAAACAAAUUUGGUACUUGAGAUUAUAUUUGCUAUUAAGUCGCUAAAAAUGCCAUUUAGGCAACAUUUGUUUUAGUGGCUACAUCAAUCUGCCUGCUAUGACCAAUUGUUCCAACCACGGAAAGGCAACAGAUGAUUUAAAUAUAUAUUCAAUCUCGUCUGUCAUUAAAGGUUAACCUAAAGCCCCACAACAGCAGCAGGAUUAUUAUAACACCAGACAUUUUGAUGCUUUAACAGUUUCAGAGAGAACACGAGGUCAAACAUGAUAUAGGAUGGAAUGACAAGGGCUAUAGAAGGACAGAUGGGGAGAGAUUAAAGAACAGAAGGAGGUCAGGAACAACAGCAGGUAACGAUAGGUUUUAGAGAAGGAAGUAAAAGUAAAGAAAACUGCAAAGAGAAAGUGUGUCCUGGCAUAAGGAACCAAUGAAUGAAUAAAGCAAAUUUGCAGAUAUUAAAAAUAUCCCUAAAGUUUAGAUGCUGUUAAAACUAAAGAUCCAGAUUUUCACAGGUAACUCACUGAAGGGACAGAUAGCUAAUGAAGAGAGAGGAGUCGUUGAGGGGGCAGGGUAUGUGGGACGACACUGCAACAGCUGUAAAAGGGCGAGCAACACAGGAAGCAAGCCGAGCAGAAAAGUUGAGAAAUAGAGAUAGAUGGAGGAGGGGACUAAAUGAGAAAUAGAGGGAGGUCGAUGACUUCUCUACUUAUAAAGGUCUUGAAAAGGUUGCAUUGAAAAGAAAAAGGAGCAGUCACAGGGUUGAAAAAGCCACACAAAGAUGAAGUAGGUUUAUGCUCAUAGUGAGCUAUUACAAAGGUCAGUGGAGCCCUACAGACACCAAGUCCUGACCACUUGUGUGUAACAAUAUCACAUUUUGCCAUUACUUGAAUCAAUAUCAGUAUUCCUCUCAUUUGGACAUCAAUAAGAUUACGAGCACAGGAAGGAGAAACUUGGAUAUGAACUGUAAAGUAAGGUAAAGUGGGAUCAUUUAAUUUUCAACAAAGCCUCCACUUUAUAAUAAUACAAUGGCCAUGUCAUGAUAAGCACUCACACAAGUACCUCAUGUAUUUUUGCUUAGCUUUCUUUUCAUACUUCUCCUUCCAUAAUCCGAUUUGUAAGUCCAUACCUGUCUGUGUAUUCUGCUUAAGAUGCUUUUGUUUGGUUUCUAUAAUUGUUCCUAUACUUUCAAUCAGGCUUUAAUUUGUUUUCAGCAUGCUAUACAUUAACUGUAACUUCUACUUAGAGUAUUUUGAGGGAUUAACAAGGGCUCAAAGAUAUCCUGCUGAAACAUUUGCAACAUUUGUUUUGUCCACCAAAUCCUUGUAUUCAUUUCUUUGUGCUUUGCCUCUUAUGUUUUUUCAGCAGAGGCAAUGCCGAGGGUGAAAAUAUUGUAAGUUAGUAAAGAAGAAUCUUAAAUUAUGGAAGGUUUACUUCAGCUUAAUAAUGGAACAUAAACCAACUUCAAGUUAGUUUGUAUGUUACUCUAUACAUACUACAAUUCUGCAACUUUUCCCUCACUUUUUGAUUUAAAAGCUAUUUUGGGGUAAAAAUUUUCAAUUGGUAUAGCAACAGUCAUACUAAUGCUUUUGUUUCAACUUAGCUCUGCUAAUUACUCUUUCAUACAUCUAUAUUUUGUCCUGAGAAAAAAGUAAGCUCAGCUCAAAGGCCCCCUUUUUCUUUUAGAUAUACUCACUUGCCUUCAGACAAAUUUGCUGAAUAUCUUGAACCAAAUGCAUUGAGAGAAAUACCUUAAUUCUGUUAUAUUAUUGAUCAUUUUGAUAUCUAUCUAAAAUCUGGUUAAUGUUCUCCCUAGGAUGUUAGACAUUGACACACCAGUCAGUUGUGGUGGUUAGAAACUGGUUGCUGGACAUGACUGGUCAUCUUUGCUUGGCUUAAUAUGGACUUUAAAUAGUAAGGGAAUUUGGGCUGAAAGCACAGAAGGUGUUUGACAAGUACUUGAACACUAAAAGAAAUCAUUUUAUAUGCUGCAAAAUAUAUAGGAAAUGUCUGAGAAGUUUCCUUUUUCCGCUCCUCCUGGAAAAAAAAAGAUGUAGCCAUUUUUUCUUUGGGUUGAUUUUUUUUCUUUGAAGGACAUGCCUUCAUUUACUAAAACUGUCUGAGUCACCGUUCAAACCAAUCAUGAACAGUGGAAACAGACUUCUCAGGUAGCCUUCAAUAUUUCAUUUAGUUUCCCAGUUGUAUCAUGUCAAAUAGACCUUGUCAUUGUGACAAAAUAGAUGAUGUUUUCAGUAUUAUUUUUCUUUGAUGAUUGACAGAAGUCAGGUUGUAAAAGCAGGAGGGACACAUUUAUUUGAACAGAAUUGUAGUCUUUAAAUGUUUAUUGGCUUAAAUAUGAAUGAUGGAUAGAAAGACAAUGUCAGACUUCACUUUCUACCACACACAACACAUCAAACCUUAUCGUUUUGUGACAACAGGUGGUUUGCACUCACACAUGUGGUCAUGCACAUAUACUUUUUUCCUCAAGUCAUGAGUAACUACAAGAUUUGUUGUAAAGUUACGGAGAACAGCUCUGUAAGGAUUUAUUUCACAAUAUAUGAGCACAUAAACUGGAGGAGCAGGCACACAUAGCACACACAUGGGCACACAGACACGCACUUUCAUACUGAUUCGUAAACACACACCUACAGGUGCUAAUUACAACAUCAAUAAUUUAGAGCUGGGUCAUGAUGAGAGGUAUUUGUUCCAAACAGCUGGUUGAAAUUCAUACAUCACAAACAAACAAGGAAAUGAUGCCAUAUAUUUUAAUUGUAGGUUAAUUCAUCUGUUGUUUUCGGUGAUUAUUUUUGUAUGUGUAUGUCUCUGUAUAUGAUACUGCUGUGAGUUUCAUGGGAAAGCGUGGUUCUAAUUAAGAAGCAAUACAUCAGUAUGGGGAGCAGGCCAUCUUGUCUGGGCUGCAGAGACGAUAAGCACAUAAACAUAGUGUUUCCUGUCAUACUGAAAUACUGCAACAUUUACCGCUACACCAGCCCAACGAGAUAUCACAAAGGUGUAUGCCUGGCUGCCUGUGUGUAUCAUUUUUUGAUGCUUGUUCUCCAUAAAUAAUGACACUUGUAUUAGAGUGCUGGCUGGUUACAAAGCAUUACACUUCAGUUACGACACUUUCUGCUCCGCCAAAGAACAGGAAUUAUGCUGCAGCCUAAUGUGUUUGAAAUGUUUUUUAUUAGCAUAAGAAAAUGUUCACACUUGUGAGGGAGUGAGGUUAAAAGAUGCAGUGACAGUUUGUAUUCAUGUCUGAGGUGGUAUGUGGAGAUAGAAGAAUUACCCUGACGGCACAGCCAGGGAAUGAUGAUGGAUGGAAGCGAUGCUAUGACUUAAAGAUGAGAGCAUCAUAUCAAGAAUACAUAGCAGUUCAGACGAUGGCAUUGGUCAGACUUUCUUGAAGGAAGCCCAUCAUUAGUUGACAGGAAUUUGUUGAUAUGUUUUAAUGCAGCCAUGUUGUUAUCGUCUUGACCACAGAGCCAGUGUUAAUUUUGGCAGCUAUUUUAGACAAAAAUGACCUUCUGUUUUUUGUACAUUUGAGUCUUUUUUUGCUCUUUAUCGAUUUGGUUAAGUUUUAGCUAAUCAAAACUAUAAACAUUUUUCUAAGUUUUUGUCCAAUCCAAUCUAAUUCACUUGAUUUCUAUAGCACGUUUUAAAAACAUUCAAGUUUACCAAAGUGCUGUACAGUAAAAUCAAAACAACAAACACUGCAGAAAUUUAAAAAAAAAAAAGAUGAAAUCAAUAAAAGCAGGUAAAACAUUUAAAAUAAAAUAAAAUAAAUGAAAUAAAAACACAAAAUCAUAAAAGAAAUAGAAGUAAUUACAGGACCAUAAAAGACAUUGUCUAUGUAUUUGCUUACUUAUGUUGAUGAACACUAUGACAAAAUUUAGUUUUCUAUGAAAUAAACACUCGUGCAGAGCUUUGGUAAAAAAAAAAAAAAAAUUAUAAUAAAUAUAAAAUAAAUAAAUAAAUAAACCUUUUAUAAUUCCUCGUGCUAAUCCUGGUCAUAUAUGAAGAGCAGAAGCAAGGACUCACAGUACACCUCUGCACCAGUUUGAACUAAACAGACGAUCAGCCUUGCCUCUUUCACAUUAACCACUGCCUUUCAAGUGUAACUUACCGGUGAUUUCCAAACUCUUUUUGAAUUGUACAGCUGCUCUUUAGGGGCAUCUUGAUUAUACAGUUUACACAGUGAGCAAAAGUAGCAUGUAUAUCAAAAGAAAAGACUGUAGUUAAUGUGAUGAACCAGAAAACACAUUAAGGCUUUAAACAGUCAAACUCUUUGUUAGUGUUGGCCGGGGUUUCCUCUUAGUUUCUCUGUGAAACAUGUUGGCUAACUUUAAAGAGAGCAGGCAAAGGUAGAAGUUUGGCAGUUAUUCAGGUGUUCAAAGGAGUGCUGUAAAAGCGAUCCACACAGAUUUUUUUUUAGAGCUCUCUUUCUUACCUGUCUUUUUCUUUCAAACAUACAAGUGCAAUGUUGACAGAUCUGUAGAUCUUCAAUCUGUUAUUUAUGCUCUUGCUCUGCAGUAUAAUGUGUAUCUGUGUCAUGCACCACUCAUUUUUUCUUCCUCAGCAAAGAUCACAGAGCUCCCAGAGUCUAUGAACUAUUAUCUUUUGACUUGAAGCUUGCCGACACACUCACACACAAAGACACCCAAAGAAUAGGUGAGCAAAUUCAGUUUUCAGAGAGGAACUGAGAAAAUCAGUUUGUGAAGCGAACACAAGUGAUUAUAAAGCCGGACCAGCAGCUCAGGGGCAAAUGUAGUACAUCAUCCUCUGUUUUGACCUGCCUGAGGACCAGAUUUAAUGUAGCUUUGUCUUUCGGUUGACAAGACCUUCUGACACUUGUUCUCACCUUGUCUGAACAAAUAGCCGAGACUCCUUUCUCCUGCUUUUGCUGUCUGAACAGCCUCCCUCUGUUUUUCCUAUCAAUAUUUAUAACCAUGUAAUUUUUUUGACUUAUCUCUGUACCGUUUUCAUCCUAGCAGUUGUUAUAGAAUUGGCAGAACGUUUUCUUGCCUCUGAUUAGCUUCCAUCAGUCUCUGGACUCUCUGUUUUGCCCUGUCCUAUUGCUCACACUGGGAAAGAGGGAAUUAAGAUGGGACACAAUUAUUUUGGCAUUAGACUGCAUAGAGUGUUUGUAAUAUAAUGGCUAUCAAGGACACAGGUGUUCUCAGUUCUUCCUUUUGGGGACAUCAUGGGUCAGGCUCACCGGGUUGUGAAUUCCUUGAGCUUUAAGGUCCUUACACAUCAGGGCCGGCGCAAAUAUAGAACACAAAAUUACGAAAUAUUACAAAUUUUUACACACCUGACUAUACACUUCAAGCCCGAUGCGAUUUUGCAACUUACCGGGGGGAAAAGACGCAUCCCGGGUGGAAGCGAGAAGACUGACACAACAGCAGACUGACUGUUUUCAGUUCUGAUUAGACACUAGUGUUGAGAUGUCUGUCUGUCAUGAUAGCAUGUACUGAGUCGGGGCCAGUACCAGAUAAGCACAUUAAACUAUAAUCCAUUAACGUAACGUAACAACCGAGACCUAAUGGUGCUGUGACAGCAACGUGAUUGAGUUUGAGACAGUGAAAAUACAUAUGGUAUGUUGUAUCUGAACAGGUUAGCUUGCGAGCUAAAGUUACUUAGCACAGAUGAUAUUAAAUCAAAGACGUUCAGCAAACUGUUAAAGCACACAAACCAUCGUCAUAUGAGAAAUCUGACGCUAUGACUCUCCACAAGUUGUCCUUCAGGUCGUUAUCUUUGUAAUGUGUGUGUAAACAAUCAGCCGGUCGGCCAUGUUGGAUAUACCGGUGAAUCAGACAUUGCAACAACACGCAAUCUGAUUGGUUAGAAGUGGACACACAGUAUGCAAAUUUAGAAAAAUCGACCAUGAUCCGAAAAAAUAAAUGCCGCAAUAUCGCAGGACGGGAAAACGUUGCUGAUGUGAACACUUGUAUUGACAGGAUAUGGGUUCGAAAAAACUUUUAACGACCGAAAUAAUCGCACAACAAAAACGGUCCCGGUGUGAAAGGACCUUAACUAUAAAUAUUGAAUUUCCCUUUGGGAAUAGUAAAGUUCUUCUUAUCUUAUCUUAAAUAAUUUGACACAACUUGCAAAUUCAAUAUGUGUCUAUGGUUCACAAGGAUUUUCGGUGCAGAUUUUAUGGAUUGUGUAAUUUAAAUAAAUUAGUUCUCUUUUUUUUUAUUUGACCAGGAGCUAAAAUGUUCCCAAAGUAGCAAAGUCACAUUCACUUUAGGCAGUCUGAACACAAGUUGGGAUGAGGUGAUGUAAUGUGCAGUUGUGAUGGUGACCUACCGUGCACCACAGUUGGCUUGUCAGUACUGCGGUACUUCAUUUUUGCUGUUAGUCCGUAAGCCUUUUUUCGGCCCACAGGAACCUUUUUUGACAAGGGAGCAUUGGGUGUUAUUUAUGCUGUUGUUUUAUAAAAGAGAUUUUCCAUUUACUUGGAAAAAAAGAGGGAGGAAAUAGUUUGUACAAUCAUGUACAAUUUUUCCUUCUCUUGGUGUAACAGGUAUUGUCAGUUAGUCAUGUUUGUGCAUGUCAUUCGAAUGGCGGUGUUGGAUGUGCCAGACUGAAAACAAACGGCAAAAUUAAAAAAAAAACCUUGCUUGCAACACGAUAGCACCCCCCCACCCCAAAACACACCCACCCAGUCUGUGAGCUCAAAUGAACAGUGUGUUGCAGUUUUUUUUUUUUAGCUGAUUAAAGAUAGCAGUGUGAAGAAGUCUGCCAACUGCUUUCACUGCAUGCAGUAGGUGUAGAUGAAAGACUUGGUUUGUGUCUUUUUGUGUAUGUUUGUAAGACAGAGCGACAAUAAAAGUGGUAAUGUGCUUCUGUCUGUAUUUUUCGAAAAACAACUUUGAGCCAUUGUUUUUUUUUUUUUUUAAGUGCAUGUUUACUCUUGACUAUGUGAGUGGGUGUAAUUGAGUGUGAUUCUGUGUUGAUUAGAUAAUGAGAACUUUGCCGAGGCAAAAUGCACAGAGAUACACACUCACACACACACACUCACACAAACACACACACACGUACUAUUUACCUCCAGGUUGACUGUCCUGAGGUUGGCUGUCCUGAGGGGACACCCUGUCAUCCUGUACUGACAGUGGUGUGCCUUUACUGUCUCCCCUAGCGACAGUCCAGUUGCCAAGGUGAUGUCGCCAGGGUGAUUACCUGACGCCCACCCUCAGUGUCAGCACAGCCACAGCCACGAUAUCAGGGGUGUUGGCAACUCUUGCCAUCACGCACACACACACACACACACACACACACACACACACACACACACACACACACACAAACAAACAAACAGAAUACAGAGAGACACUCUCUCACACACAAAUAGAGUCUGACUUCCUGUGCCUUGACAGGCUGCCAACUCAAUCCAAAAUAAACUUCUUUCAAAGACAGCCAGACAUCACAAUAGCAUAAAUAGCAUAAAUAAUUCAGCAACAUGAGCAUGAAUAACUUGUGACUAAAUGAGAAUCCCUCUCCAUUUCUUUACUUUCUGCAACUGACAGAAGUGUCCUCCAUGAAUGUGUGUGCAUGUGAAUUCAUGCAUGUGCACAUUUGCAAAAAAUGUUCUUGUAUUUGAAUUUGCAUCUCUGCCAGUGUUCAUUUCUUUUGACUAGGUAUGAUUCCUGCAUUUUGUCAUGUACUGUAUUUCUGUGUUAUGAUUAACUGACCUUUAUUGUCCUUAUUUAAAUAAACAAUGUUCAUUUGGUCUCUAACUAUGUUAUGUAAUUUAGGCCCCAGUGAUAUAAGCCAUGUGCAGAAUAAAUUUUACCGUAGCUUAAUUAUUCUGUUGGCAAAUGCUUUUUUCUUUUGGUUCAGGGCUGAGGGAUCAGAGACUGUGUUGUGAUAAAUUAAACACUCUUGACUAAAGGAACUGCUAUUUUAUGGAUUUAGUCAAGGGACUAUGGAGUUGGUAACAAAGGGGUGCUACACCUAUUUUCAUGCUGGUAUUAAUUUAUUUUUCUAGACUCCACUUCUUUCUCCUACUCAUGGCACUGUUAUUUAAACUGCUUCAGUCCCCUUGGGUCCUCCGCUGGAUUAAAAUGCAUUAUCUCUGAGUUUUGUUACGUAUACCCUGCCUCUUCUUUCAUCCAAUUGAAAUUACAGGGGUAACUGCAUGGUGUUCGCUUUGCAGAUUUAGCUUAAUCCCACAAGCCUUAUACCAUUUAAAAUGUUUCUUUGGGUUUCAUCACCUUGUAUGCUGAAAUUGUAAGAAUCUUUCUUCUCUCAAUUUUCACAUUGUAUGUAAUAUGAGAGGGUAUACCAAAGCAUCCAAAUGCAUUGAAGUGCCCUUCAAAGUAGAAACCAUAUUGUCUCCUCCAAUUCUUUUGUUCAGUUUGGCUGUUUAAGUCAUCAAGAUCUUGACUGUUGCAUUACUACAUUUAUUCUUAUCACAUCUUUUGAUUCAGACAAGAAAUCAAAUAAAUUAACAGAACUAGCAGCAUUUAAUUUUGAACCUCUAAAUUGAUGUAACUUGAUUCAAUGUUAACCAUGAAAUCGUAGAAGGGUUAUGCAUAGGCCUGUCACGAUAACAGAUUUUGCUGGACGAUAAUUGUGCUACAAAUUAUCGCCGAUAAACGAUAUUAUUGACACCGUUUUUUAAAUUAUAGUAAAUGAUAUUAAAUGGCAUAAUAAUGCGAGUACACCGUGUCAAAAGUGAUAAACUUUAAUUUCACCCACGACGAAGACGUAACGUUGACGAGCUAAACAUAAGUCGGAGAUGACUAAGAUGUGACGAGACGAAAGUGCGUUUACGUUGAUGGGACGAGACGAAAAUGACGAACAGAGUUGCAAAACUCAGUCAGUUAAACGCUAAACAUAUAGGAGCAGCUUCAGUCCGCUCUGACAGCUCUCAUCAGCCUGCUGUGCUCCUCCAACACACAGACACACACGCGCGCGCGCACACACGUGGAGUUUUGUGGUUGACGAAAAAAAAAUGGUUUAAAGCCGAAAUAUUCCCACACUUGGGCUGUUGCGUUCGGUUUAGACACCAAAGCUGUCGUGUUCAUUCUGUUAGCUUGCUUUUCACUCACGACGCUCACUUACAGCACUGUAUCCAAAAGUCUGUAGCUGCGUCCGAAUUGCCAAGUAGUAGUCGAAGUAGUAGUCGAAGUAGUAUCUAGCAUGUCCGAAUUGGCUACCGGAGCGAGUAGCAUGCUACUUCAGAUACUACUUCAGAUGCUAGACACGCCCACAUUGUAGGUUGGUCUCGGUGCAUCCUACGGGCAUGCUACUGACCCAAAAUGCACCGCGGGCUUCUUCUUCGUCCUCUUAAAAGUUGUAGAAGCGCAUGUGAUGCUAGCGCCACCAGCUGCUGCCUAUUUAGAUGCGUCGCGAACGCCGGCUGGCCACAGCAGCGCGCACCAUGUCGGAGCAGCAGCAGGCGGGACCGCAGCAGUACAGAUGUAAGUUUCAUGUAACUUCACACACUGUCCUUAAAAAUGUGCGGUUGUAUCUCUUUGUCAUGUCAUGGUGUCAUAUUUUCCCAAGUAAUCAUUUUAUGAGCAAGUGGCGACAUCAUGGAGGUAAAGCUCACUUAUUCCAUCAUUAAACUGCACAGCUGCAGUACUACAGCCAGGCCCACAGAUGAAGGGCUUCAGUUACCACUGUCUGCACGGGCGCAGUACCUACUCUCUGCCUGCGGGGGUCGUCUUUCCCCACCGCUCGUCUAGUGUGUCCGAAUUGGGCCAACGUUUUUAGUAUGUAGGAGUAGGAUCUAGCAGUAGCACGUAGCAGUAGCAUGUAGUAUCCGAGCGGGCAGUUCGGACGCAGCAUGUGUCUGUGUGCCUGUGCGCGCCUACGUGUACCUGCUUGUGCCCCCCCCCCCCCCGUGACAAAGAUACUGAAUGACUGACAGGAGGGUUCACUAACUCCGUUCAUUCCGCUAUAGAGCCAACGCCCCCAGGUGCCGAGAAAAAUGGGCAGAGUGAGACCUCUUCUGUCAUCCAGCGUGUUUGGUAGCGAGAGAGGAGGAAAACAAACGCACGUAAAUUAUCGAGGCUGGCAAAAUGACCGACCUCGUUUUUAUUUACCGAGCGAUAAGGCGAUUUAUUGAUUAUCGCGACAGGCCUAGUUAUGCAUAUUCAAACUUUUCCUGUAAAUUGGCAUAACCCUCAGUUAAAAUGGUCAAAGAAAAAUUAAUUUCCUCUCAUUUUGUUUAUCAAUCUUUCUAGGAAUUAUCAGGGCUUUAGAUGGAAGUCUGGACAGUGUGGUUCUCUAAAAAACGCAAACAACGCCACUAAGAACAAGAGCAACAUACCCCAACAGGUAAAAAUCUCUUCUUUCACUUGUGCUUGUGUUAAUCUUUUGGACUAGGUGUUAUCCUUCACCUGUGCAUUUAUGAAUUUCAGUGAUUUAAGACGAUGUGAUUGAUAAACUGCUAAAAAACAAAAUAUUUUUAAUACCCUGAAAAGCUUUACCUGUGACCCUGUUGUUCAUAGAUGCACCAUGUACCUUAAUACAGAUACAUCUGUUAUCUUAUCUCCGUUGUCUUCUCUGUUUUGAUCUUGGAGGGUCUAGAGCUGAUUUAAGGACAAAGAGUAAGAUAGUCAAUCAGAGGGAUGACACACCCAGAGAGACAACUGGUAACAUUAAACCUACAGGCAAUGUAGCGUUACCGUUUAAGCUGUUGAGCAUGUCUUUGCACUGUGGGGGGAAAGCAGACAUUCACCAGUAGACUGAAUACGAUUGAGCAAACUUCAUACAGAAAGGUUUUUGUCUUCAAAUCAGACACCUUUUUGAGUGAGGUGCCAUUGCUAAUCAUAGAAUCCCCGUGCAGCCACUACAAGCACAACGGUACCUUAAACUAUUUUCAGUCCGUCACUGUGCUGUGCGAAGGACACUUUACAUCUUGUCCCUUAAUAACAGAAACUGUUUUGAAUUUAAGGGGGUGAAUCUCUUGUGUCGGAUGUUUAAUCAGAUAAAAAGUAACCUCUUCAUAAAGGUAAAACCUCCUGAGAGUUGAAAGGAACAACUUCCAAAAGUGACUGAAUUCUGAAAAUUUCAAUUUCAGCAGGGGGUUGCUCCGGCCAUUAAGUGGCCCUUUGAGGAGUGGUAGUGGAGUACGUAUGAAAAAGGAAGAUUCUCAGAAGAAAAAAACAACAAUCUUUAUGUGGACUGAAGUGAAAUUCAAAUGAUUUUUAAUACUGAUUCCUUAUUAGGGAUAUCUGGAAACACCAUCUUGUGGUACAGUGAGUGGGACUUUAAGAUGUCUUUAAAGGCAGUUGUCAACUUGAGAGUACCACAGAGUUAUAAAGAAAAGAAAGUAGCAAAAAAUAAAAGGCUAAAAUGACAUUGAAGAAGUUUAUGUUUUUUCCAAGAGUGACUUAUUUAUUCAUUUGCAUAUUCAAAAUACUCACUUUUGUUAGGCGUAAAAAGAUCACUUGAACAAGGAAUGGAAAAAAGACUUUGCAGGUGUAUGAGGACCCUGAGAGCUUACAUAAACUGUCACUACUGGUUUGUCAAUCUCUGUCACCUUAACAGCUGUCAGCAGGCAAGGUGAAGAUCCGAGUGGUGAAGGAUGAACCGCUGACAGGUAAGAAGUUUACAGAAACUGAACCAGGUAGAUCUAACACAGAUUUGCACUGAGGAUAAGCAUUUGAUCCUCUGAUACACUCUCCUGCUCUGAAAUUCUUUCUACCCUCGACAUUGAAGUUAGUAUCCAAGGGCAGCUUCAGGUCAGCACCAUGGGAUCUAGUUCAGUGUGUUAUUCAUAUUUACUUCAGUAAGACUGGAACUUGCCAUCAUCGGGGCAAGACAGCAGAGUACUCUUGUGAAUGAUUGACUAGUGUUACCAGCUGCCAAGCAGAAUUAUUCAUAUUUUUGAUCUUACCUGAGGCACAGUAUCAUGCCUUGAGAGUUCGAGGGUUUCACAAUGUGCUGAUGCUAACAAAUGCACCAAACAAAUGUUCUCCACAAACCUGAAAUGGUCUGUCAUUGUUGCAAACCCAAGUAGUCGUAAUUGGAUUAUUCCAAAUAUUUUGUGCACAAGUACAAGCACAUCUAUUUUUUUUGCAUUAUUGUUGCUUUCUACUGGUAAGACAAUACAUCAAUGUGUUCAAAGUCUCUAACAUUCAGCAAAAGCCUUUAACAACAGCAUGCUUUUUUCCUUCAGCUCCACCUCAACCACCACCUCCAUUACAACAACCUGCCAUUGGUCCACAAGCGAUAAGGAAAAACAGACUGAGGGGAAAAAUCUGUGGACAAGUCAAGACUGCUGGACUAGUAUGUAUGCAAAUAAAAAUAGAGGACAUAACUAAAUUCAGAGUACAUAAAAAGCCCAGGAUAAAAAAAAGGGAGUUCUUGGAGGGUUUUAGUUUCUUUUAUUACGUCAUUGACUCAUUUUAGGUCUCUUAGGGGGCUGAAUGUGUUUUUCCUUUAAUACCUCACACUUUGCACGUUGGAGAACCUUGAUAACACGGCACAGUUGGUCAGAUUGCAUUUCUCUUUUGUGGCUGUUUGUUGUUGGCUGUUACAUGGAUAUGAGAGCUGGUGUCAUGGGGCAUUGGUUCACCCAUUUAUGGCUACUGGAAGUGAAAAUGAUGCUUGUGUUUGUGAACAACAUCUAUAAACAAGCCAAAUACUUAAACGCAACUGGCUUUCAUGCUACUAUAACAAUCUAAUGUAAAAGAUACAUAUUUUGGUUCAACGUGUUCCCAAGAUUUGAAGUUUAGACCCUACAUAGAGUUUUUAAAUGUCACAUGUCACAUCACUUGACCCGUAGUCGCAUGUUGUCUCAUACUUGAGUCUUACUUUGUCUUUUCACCUGUCACUCUGUCUUUUUAUUUAUCUUAUCUUAAUUUCCCCUUCAGGGAUUACCUAGGUUUAUCUUCUUUUUCUUCUUCUUGAUGUGUCCUCUCUUUCCCUCUCUUCUUUCUUUGACACAUGCUUGCUAUUUCAUGUAUUCAACCACUCCAGCACAGUUCUUCUCCGUCUUACCGAUUCUCUGUGUUCCUGUCUGUCCUCCUCCACUCUAUCAUAUUUGUCUGUCUUUUCUUUGCUCUCUCCCUCUUGGUUGUUCUCUACUCUGUCUCUGCUGUUUUAUCUGUUGGUCUGUCUUGGUGUUUGUGUUUGCACUGAUAACAGUUUAGCUGGAUCCGUUCAUCGAUACUCCAGACCUCUGAGGGCACCAUUGUUUAUUCUUUCACGCUCUUCAUCCACUGCUGCCCAGGAGGAGGGGCCUGCAACUGCAUGCGCGAACGAGAGGGAGCAAUAGACGGAGAAAUGAAAAGGAGUCCUGUAUAUUUUGUGUGUCUUUGUGUGUGUGUGUGUUAGUAUGUAUAAAUAAUGCACUACGCAAAGUGAGCCAAGAUAUGCAAGCUCGAUGACCAGUUACUUGCAAAUCCCUGCCCACAAGAUUCUCAAUAUUUAUGUAUAAUUCCUGUCCUGUCUGACCAUGAACACAGCAGAGUUUAGUUUUGGAUAACUAAGAGAGGAAGCGCAGGAGCAAUGAGGAAGGAGAAAGACUGAUAGAAAGAAAGAAUGAAGGAAAGGUAGGGGUCGUCUGAGUUAGAAACGAUCAUUUGUCGGCCCUUUUGUUGUGGGAUCCUUUAUUUUAAAAGCAGCACACACAUUCUGCUGAAAUGGUAUGUGGUCAUUUGUUUGAUAGUGUGUUUGAUGAUGAUGGUGCUAAAUUGACCAAUGAAGCACCCAGUCCCCUCAGCGCCCUAAAGUGAUGGACUCGGUGACAAUGCUGAUAGCAGUCUGGGCAAGCACAUAAGCUCACAUACACAGGAAAGUACACUAUCCAGUCACACACACACACAUUCUAGAUAGCCCUUGUGCCCUAUAAUGACGGCAAUAAUAGAAAGUGUUAUGACUGUCUGUGCAAUUCAGUGUGGAACUGCUCUUAAGCACAUGAGCAUGCAUGCUUGCUUUCACACAAACAAACACGCACACACAACCAUAAACCCAACCGGGCUUAUUUUAAACCAUGACUCACGCGUACUGGCACAAGCUACCUAACUUGCAUGUGCACACACGCACACACACUGCACGCUAAGCCUUGUGCUGUACUCCAGAGUCAUCCAGGCAAAAAAGGGGCCAUUUCCUCCUGCGUAGCACAGGAGAGUGCAGUGAUAUGCCACUUGCAGCCUGAUAGGGAUGCCUAGUCCCUGGGGAGUGACUGUAAUUUAUUCUCAGGCCUGAGAGGGGAAAUGAGGCCUUGCUUUAUGGGACAAUUAAAGGGCAAUGUCGCAGCCGUCGACUUGCAUGUGUACUCUCACAACCACACGUACACACUCACCCAUGCGCCAAAAUCUUUAGAGGCAUAAAUCUGAAGUGUGGUAAGUGGUAUGUGAUUAACAAAAAAAAAAAAGGAGCAGGAUGAAUUGAUGAUUCUCCAAUAAGUUUGCAUACAAAGACUUCCCCACAAAAAUGAACAAACUGCUAAAUAAUGAGCAAAGUCUAUAUGAUCAAAUCAUUGAAUUGAGGGAGUGCACCAUUUAAUUUUUUCAAUGUGGCACAAAAAAUGAAACAGGCUAUAAUGCAAAAAUAACGAAACAAACCAAAUUAAGGGGAACAAACAGAUUAUGGCUUUCUGUUUGUUAUUUCUAAAUUUGAAACGCCUCAGUCCUUUUCUCCCUCAUUUAAUAUCACUUCCAAACAUCCUCUCUUCUCAUUGGCUCUGCACACUCCUCCUGUUCUUGCCCGAGUGCUUAGUCCACCUGGCCCAGUCUUAUCUCCCCAACCUGCUGAUGCAAGGACUUUUCUCCUACUAAUAAGCCCAGAUUCUCACAGAUAGAUAUGAUAAUGACCUCCCUUAAGAUGCAUCCACUCACACACUAGCAUGCACAACACCCACAGUCAGUCCAAUGCAUACAUGCCACACAAGCUCUCCCUACCUUGCACUCUGUACCUCAGUUUCUCUCACCCGAAUCUGACACUCACGCACACUCACACAUGCACAUGCACGCACACUCACAGUGUUUUGCCUUUGAAUCCAUUUCAAAAUCCAUUCCUCCUGUCAAAGUUUGUUUAGCAAGGUUGAGUUAAGACUAAGGGAAAAAGGUAUCCGGCCUUCAAUUUAAAUCUUUAACAAACACUACCUUAGCAUCUGCUUGCCAAUGCAAAAUGUUACAUACACACGCAAACACAUGGCCUGUAUGCACACCCAAAAUUACUCUCAGGUUAUCUCUUGCCUCCUAAAGACACAUUAGCAUACAGAUUCUGACAUCCAUCCCUUGAUUCUUUUUGGCAAACAAACGCACAACCACCCCCCCACACACCCCUGACUGUGUGUCUUUGUAUAAAAGAUGUACUCAGAGGACGACUGCGUUGGCUGUUUUACCAAAUUCAACCAGAGGGGGGCACUUAAGCUCCAUAAGUUCAUCCCCCAUUCAGGUAAGCACUGCCCUGUGUGCAUCAAGUCAGUUUUCUCCCUAGUGUGUGUGUUGCUCUUUCUAGCUUUCUCUGUCUCUGUUUCUCCUCCACAGAUACUUUGAAUAACAGCUGUCCUGAUCCUCAUUCCGUCUACUAACCUCAUUCUUUGCUUUAUAGUUCUUGCAUCCAUGACCACAAAAAUGUACCGAUCUCAACUCCCAGACUUUCUGUUCCUGCAUCCUAUCUUACUUUUGUGGCUGCCAUGCCCAAACACACAUGGACACACACGCACAUACGUGAACAGUGCAGCCUUUUCCCCUGUGAACUGUGUGUGUCCUUGUCUCCUUCUCCCUCCCUUUCAGCCUUGCCUCUCUUUCUUAAACUCGUCCUCUCUCAUUUACACUCUCUUUCCUACACUGUCCUUCUGUCACUCCUCCUCAAACAUGUACAAACUGGGACCGAAUCAUGUGCUUAUACCAGGAAAGAGAGCAUGUAACAGGCCUCAGGCAGCAGCCAUCACAACAGCAGCCAUCAGUCAAAGAUGAAGGGAGACAGGACAGCAGGUCAAUAUCAAAGAGUUUAAUUAAACAAAAUGGAAAAAGAUUCUUUUUUCACUUCACAUAGGAAGUAUCUUAAUUGAAUCAUGACAGCUACCUUUCAAGUGAAAUACAACUAGAAAAGCAUAUUCCUACAAUAUUAGAUUUUGGGUGGAAUUGUGUAUCAUUGCGAAAUGCUUUAACAGCUGUUAUCACACAUGCACUCUGGAAGUUUUUGGAAAGUUUUAGGAAUAUUUCAGGAAGAGUUCAGGGGCUUUGACUGGAAAAUUUACUGAACCCUUCACACAUCCACCCUCACAAUGUAAAGUCUCCCCUGUCGGAUGGCGGGCUUUACAGGAGGCUGAUCAUUAUGCCAGAUAGAUCCAGAUACCAUAGAUGCUGUGGUAUCUGGAUCAGACAGAUCCAAUCCAAAUUUGCUUUGAACAACUGGGAUAAAAGUAAGACAGAUUUGAUCCAGAUUACACCUUUUGAAUUACUGGGCCCGGUUUCCACUACAAGUCAUUUCCUUUUUUAUUUCUCACCGUCGUAUUCAAAGAAAUCCCAUACAGGACUCUGCCACUUUCUCCCAACUUUUGCCGUUAUUUUGCCAAGUAGAGUUGGGACGAGAAGCUGACUCUAAACGAGAAGUGACAAACCGUGAUGUGCCACCAGCUCACUUAAAAUUGCUGAAGCGAAAUGAAUCAAUUUUAUAUCAAUCUAAAAUUGACAAAGACAAAAAUGAAGGUAUUUUUAUCUAUAAUUUCAAUACGUUUUUGUUGGCUUUGUAAACACACAGUACAGUUUCAGUUAAUUAUCGUUUUUAUUUAUUUCAGUUAACGUGAAUGUUUUUUUCAAUUUCAGUCCUCGUCAUUUCGUUCCUUUUAUUAAUGAUAAUAACCUUGGCCCACAGCAGCUGUAUCAUCAUGUGCCCCACUUUUCAGCUGCGCAUUUGUACAAAGGGUUGUAUGAUGUGGUUUGGUCACCACACUGUUAUUUUAUUGGGUGGCCACAAAGGUAAACAGCCAAACAAAGUGACAGAGUCAAAAUGACAAGUAUUGAUACUACUCUGCGAAAUCCCACAGGAUACAACACUCUUUCUUCCCUCUCCAUCUCUUUCUCUAUGUAUCUCUCUCUCUCUCUCACUCUCUCCAUCUCUUCAUCUUUCUAUAACUCCUGACGCCAGUCAAUCAGUAGUGCAUGGGUGGAAGCGUAAUUACAGUUUCAAACACAUACACAUGCAUGCGCUUAUACAAUCACACAUGGAAAGCUAUGUAUUUUGGCAAGGCAUAAAGGACCAUAAGGGAUUAUACUCAUGCAGCUGACGCAGACACAUCUCCCUCUCUCUGUUAAUCCUGUUUCGUUUGCCUCGCAAAGAAUGAGGGAAAGAGCGACAGCCACAUGAGUGAGAGAGACAGAAAGAUUAUUAAUUUCAUUAGGUCAUUGUAUUUGUUUUCUUUUUUCAUGACCGCACCAUCUAGUAUUGCAGGCUCUCACUAACACGCAUACCUAGUUGAAAGAGGCAUUCUUUGAUAUGGCCUAACCCGAGUGAAGUACUAUGAGGGUGUGUUAUUCUGAAUCAGAGCAGUUUUCGUCUUUGGAUUUUUGCCACACAGCAGUUAUACAGAUUGUACCGGUGCACAUUAUUCAAAUAAAGGGAACUUUGAGAUUGUUUCAUGGGAUGGUCUGUCGCUGCAAACAACAGCCAUACCUUUCUGGUUCGGAUCACAUGAGAAGCAAAGAGUGAGCAUCUGCUUCACUGGCAUCACUGACAUCCCUUGCAUGCCUGAAGCAUCCUGGCAGAAAUGUUCCUCAGUUAUUUGUAUUCACAUCUUAGAAACAUACGCACAAAGAGAAGAGAGGGAGAGAGGGUGAUUGACAGAUGGAUGGAUGGAUGGACACAGAGGGAGAAAUGGUUAGAUAGAUGGGCACACAGACCUUUAUUAUCACACACUGCACAAGUACAGUAAUGGCAUUUCUCAGUAUCAUUUUUCAGUAAAGCAGUGCCUGCUCAAAGUAGCUUGAAUUCUUAACUAAGCAUCUUGACACUGUCACAAUAUACCUCAGUGACAGCUGUUUUGCCUCCCUUGGUCACCUGCUUUUGUUUCACGUGUUCAGUGAGACAAAAACAGGUCUUCACUUUGACCCCAGCAGGAUUCCAUGGGCUACAGGGUGACGACAUGCUCUGUCCUGGCUGUUUUGGUUGUUUUUAAUCAAGUGAUGAAAAUGUCCUAGUGUUUAUUGUUAUUUAUUGUUUUUAUUGAGCCACUAGAAUGAAGAAGAAAACUAAAGAUAUAGAAUAUCUUAUUGCCGGGUGAGUCCCAGUUUUUACCUGGUUUUUGGUCAUCAAAAUAUGGUCAUCUUAAUGGAGUGUCUUGUUACAAAUAUGGGAUCAGUGAGUGUAACAGUUCUCAGUGUAUAAAAACAAGUCUAUUUAGUGAUAUGUAGCUAGGCUGAAAUGCUCUCCCGCUUACCUCACUAGUCAUAAAGCCAAUGUUAGCCUCAGGGGACAAAAAGUGGUGAUGCAACAAGAGUAUGAUCCUCCAUUUGUCAAGUUUUACCAUCAAAAAUGCUAAUAAGUAUGAACAUUUGAGCACUCUCAUCUCCAUCUAACCAGUGAAUUUCACACAGUAACUUACAUGAUACCAAAAAAAAAAAACUUUUUUAACUUGACCUGUUUUGUCCAACUGAUGAAACAUGGCAGUGCAAGAUGGUGGCCUGCAAGGGAGGAGACCCCUGCCUAUGAAGAUAUAAUCUCAUGGAUAAACAAAUGUGCUUUUGUAAUCAGGCGAUUUUAGACUGAUUUUAACAUACUAGCAUUAUAAGUCCAGUGACUUUUCCAUACUGUACCUUUAAAGCAAGUAGUUAAUUGAGGAUGAAGGAAUUCACACACAUAGAUACAACUAACCAUGUGUAAAACUUACAUGGUUGUGGGGUGAUAUGAUGGAGAAAGAAUAAACUUAUGCUGAAUGCAGAUGCCGGUAGUGUGGUUUCAGUGAGUCUUAGAUGGACUGUCAAGCACUUUGAAACUUAAUAAAGCUUCAAGUGUUCAUUUACGAGUACAGUCAGCUGGUGACCAAAAUGAGACAGAGAAAAAGAUUUUCCUUCACAGUGUGUUAAGAUCAGGAGAGGAAUGUCCCCAGGCUUUUCAGAUUGUUUGCAGACAAAUACUUCACUCUUGAAAUUUCAUGCUCAAUGACAAGUUUUCUCACAGAAGGUACUGAGUAAACCUAAUUCAUAACUUGAAGAGACUGUUGCUGUAUAAACUGUUCUCUUCUCUCUCUGUGACUGAUAAGACCAGAUUCAAAUUCAAGACCAAGAACGAGUCUCUGUCUUUGCCAUUUGGACUCAGUUUGAUCCAUCAAUCCAGAAUGACAUCACUGCCUUUUGAAAACGUUCAAGACUGGAGGCAAAAUCUACCACAGGCAGGAUCAAAGAACUUUUACCCAGGAACCAUCAAACAUAGGGAUGAGCUCUCUCUGGAAGGGAGAAAUAUUUACUUUUGUCACGUUACAUUUGCAAUGCCACAACAGGUGCACUUCAGCUAUGGCAGAAUCAGCCUUAAUCGUUAAGACAGUUGUUAUCACUCCACUCUCCUCUAGAAAGUGCCGUAAGUUAAAUUACCAAGUUUGUAGCAAAGGUCCCCAGUGUGAAUUAGUUCAGAUGUCUCCUUUGUUGGUUUCGUAGAAGUGAAUUCUCCAAUAUAUUCUAAUCAGGAAGCCAAGUUAUCAUUAAGAUAAAUUGAAGAAUGAUCAAAAACACAAACAGUUACAGCUUUACUUAAUUGUGCAUCUUUCUGCCUUUUGUGUCUCAGAUAUGCUAAAUUUUGUAGGGUUAUUUGUGUUUUUUGAUGGAAUAGCUCGUUUCUCAAGCAACAUAAUAACAGUCCAUAGCAGAUCUCUCACAGCAGUACUUAUCCAUGGUGAUUAAUGAAACUGUAGAAGAAACUCAGCCACUGCCAAUGUUAUAGCUUAAUGCAGUCAGCACACAUGCAGCAUGCUUCCCAUUUUCCCAAGUGUUGUCCAUAAAUUUUAACCAUUUUCACAAUAGUCUAAAACCUUUGUGUGUGUGUGUGUGUGUGUGUGUGUGUGUGUGUGUGUGUGUGUGUGUGUGUGUGUGUGUGUGUGUGUGUGUGUGUGUGUGUGUGUGUGUGUGUUAGAGAAGGUCAAUCAUUGCAGUUGGACUUGCUUGUAAUCAACAGCAUUGCAUGUUAAGUGUCUUACAGCUUUAGUCCCUUGUUCCAUUCACAUUGUAGGAAACAAAGGUGAGGACGUAAACCCUUUGUCAUUAUUCUGACUUUCAAGGUGAUUUUAUUUAUGUAGGUGUAGCACUUAACUUCACAAUGUCUAUCGAGUGUUUUCUUGAGGUGACAAAAGCCUGCAUCUCCAAUCAUCAGAAAUGGCUGUGAAUCCGUGGCACUGAAUGCCAAAACCACCCUUCUUCUUUUUAUGUGUCUCUGAACCAUUGGGGUGUGUACUGUAUGAUGGAAAGCAUCAGCGUGGAUGUGUUGCUUUUUAGGUGAUGGUGUAACCUGCUUGGCUGUUCUGCCUCCUGACAGUGACAACACUUGGUGCUGCAGCUAUGCAGUCAAUUUGAAAGUGUUUACACAUCUGAAAGAAUGCAGUGGCAGUGAGAGACAUUUGGCAUGAAACAGGCAGUUCAACUGAACUACUGUCCUUGUCCAGUCUACAAGUACCAGGUGGUUAUCGACUUAUUAACAAAAGUUUGUAUGCCUUUGCAAGGGAUGAUGGCCAUAUGCCCCUAUUUGGGCCAUAUCCUUGUCAACCGACUGUGUCGACUAUCCAACUGGCUCGAGGUUAACAGGCUUUAUGUUGAACAAUAAAAACACCCAAAACUCCACAGUUCUGUGAUUUUAGUGUGUACUGUAUGGUAUGCCUUGACAGCUUUGUCAUUUUAUGAGUUUUUUUUUAAUUACCCAGCUUCUCACAACAGAUUUAUGCUUAACUUCCAGGUAAAAGACCAACUUGUGAACAGCUCCUGGCUCUUGGAGUCUGAUUGAGGUGUAUACAUGCAAGAGAAUUAUGUUAUUACAACUACAAGAAAAUCAGUUUACUGUGAUUUCAGUUUGACUAUUACGUUCACUUAUGUAUAACACAUAAACAUAAGUAGUGUAGUGCCUCUUUCCUAAUAGGAUUGCAUCCAAUUUUGUUGUACAUGUACAAUGAUAUUCUGGUUGUUUUUUAUCUUACAAUGCUCAACGCAUUGAGGUAUUGUAUAGUCUGCCACUGAUGCUGUUUACUCCCCCAUCUUUCAAGUGAAAUGAUUGAGGUCAAGUUUACUCACAGGGAGGAGUUUCCUCAUCCCAGUGUCAGGCCUAGAUGCACACGGUAUAAAGCCAGCUUAGAGAGAAACUUAAUGGUGGUAAUUGAUGAUAGUCAGAAACAAAACAAAACAAAUUGUUGAUGCAAUUAUGAAUUGUUCAGUGCUAUAUUGAGAACUGUUGCUCACUGACGGACAACGCCAUUACACAGAGGUUUAUUUAAUUUGAUCUGGACUUGGGAACUAGAAGGAACCAUUGUAAUUUCCAAUUAAGUUUUUUUUUGCCCAUUUCUGGGAGGCUACUAAAUGACAAUUCCCAUAAACAAUGUUAAUGGACAACAAUGUAAGAAGAGCAUAACUGUGGUAACUAAGGAGUAUAAGUGCUGGACUAUGGUAGUGUCUACAAUGGUCAACUUGGUCUAAACACAAGGUAAACUGAAAACCUUCAGCAAUUUGUACAUUCAAAAUUUACAUAGACAUAGACAUGCAAAUUUUCAACAAAGUGAGAUAAUUUCUCUACAAUAAGGUUUCAAUUUAAUAAAAUUUAUAAUGGUUUUCUUUUACAGGCUGAUCUCCAGACCAAUGUGACAACCACCAUUGGCUCUAACUGCUGUCCUGGUGCUUCUUCAAAUCCUAAUUCCAGUUACAAAUGCGGAACUGAUCCAAAUCACAAUUUUACACCCAAUUCAUCAACUGCACAUGAAGAUCAGUGUUCAGGAAAAGAGGCUGAGGCUGAGGCUGUGGCAAAACCGAAGCAGUUUUUUCAUGAUAGUCAGGUAGGUGGAAAUCUUAACAGUACCACACACCAGUACAGACAGGGGAAUAAAUAAUCAUGGACUGGUUUAGGACUGCAAUUACAAAGGUUUAGAGGCAAAGUGACUCAUUUCAUGUGUCACGAAAGUUUCUCUAACCAUGUCUGCAGUUGUCUUGUAAAAAAAAGUUUUAAAUAUUUUUAUUGUUAUUAAUCCCUAUAGGAAUUUCCUAUCAUUGCAUGAACGUAUCAAACUAGAGAGGGGUUUGUGUUUAUUUGACCUCAAAACCCUUUGAGUCUGGUUAAAAAAUACCAAACAAACCCUAAUUUACACUUCAUACACAGGCUGUGUCUAAAGGCAGGCAUGUGAGCUGCUUGAUUUCUUUGUAUAAAAUUGGGAAUCUUCUGUUCAGUGUCUUGUGUUUUCUGAAGAAUCUGGUGCAGAUGAAAACAACUUUCUAAAGACACAUUUCUCUCCAUCUGCUAUCUCCAGCUAUCAUUUUUUAUGUCAGGGUUUAACAGUCAUAUACAUUUAUUUUGUAGUGAUUUCACCUUCAUGUCAUGCUUUGACAGUAAUUGACUGAAAAUUAUGAACUGAUAACCAUUCUGAAUAAAAAAAUCCAUCAUCUACAACAAGAAAACAUCAGUAUACACCACAAGGCCUUUCACCCCCUAAAAUCAUUGGAUAUUUUAUCUUUAUGAAUUCCAUCUGCACUCAUACGAUUAAAUUACUCUUCACCUUUACCUGAGCCAAGCUUCCUUUUCAGAGACCUGGUUUGAAUGUAGAUUUUCCCCUUUCACAUUUUAGUGCUGUAUCAGGAAAGACAUAACCAAGGUCAGUGCUACUUAAAUACAGAUUUCUUCUUGCUAUGUCUAGCCCAGUGAACAAUCGGUAUCCUGUAGCCUUGGAAUGCUCAUUAAUUUUCCUUACUGUUAUUCUUCUGCUGGUAACAAUUGGCUUUUUACAAAGGCACACAAAGUAACAAUUGUUUGGUGUUUUAUCAGAAAACAAGACACGAUUUUUGUGACUAGCAUUUGAUUCAAAAUCAGGCUUACUAGGGGUGUCCUGAUAUAACAUUUUUACUUUGAUACGAGACCGAUUAUGUAACCCUCAGUAUUGGCCAAUACUGUUGUUGUGAUCAUGUGAGCUCUGCAUGCUGGAUCUGGGUGCUGCUACAUAGGGGUACCGGAAUGGUCUGCUUGUAUCGGAGUGCUGAUAUCAGAAAUUUUAGAUGCAGGCUGAUAUUAGGGAUGGGAGAAAAAAAUUGAUUUACACAAGUAUCGCAAUUUUUUGUUUUACAAUUUUAAAUGAAUUGUUCAAAAAUGGAUUUUUUCAAAUGUGAGAAUAAAUCUUAAAAACUGACUUAUAAUAUAAUGUUUAAUUUUGGGGAGUUAUGGUUACUGGAAUAGUCAGUAGACAAUCAUAAUCAUCCAACUGUGUCACUGGUGUUACAAAUGCAGACUAAAAAUCGAGAAAAUCGACAAUAUCGUAGAUUUGCAAUUUAAAUCAAAUCGGCUUCCAAAAAAUCGUAGAAGACUCAAAUCAGGAGAAAAUUAUAUCGUCCCAGCCCUGGCUGAUAUUAUCCUAAUUUUUUUUUUUUUGCUGAUAUCAGACCAAUAUCGGAUAUCAGAUAUCAGUAUCGACAUCCUGAAUGCUAACCAUAGGUCAUGCUAUGCAUAUACAGUAGAUGGAGUUAUACAUUAUAUCCUGAGUCUGCAUGACUAUAAUAUGUCGGUUGUUUGUUUUCUUGCAGGUUUUGUUGAUGAACCAUACUGGGAAUAUGCAUAAAGUUACGGAAGAAAGGCCAAAAAGUGGUCUAAAAAGAGAAUUCACUGAUUCCCUUCUUAAAGGAGAGUACAAUGAAGAGGAGUCUGCAAGAUCGUUUCAGGAGGCUCUCAGGCAGUGGAGAGAAGAGAACACUGAUGACGCGGGAGAGACCAUGAGUAAGGAGGCAAUGUGGAUACCUGUCCAACCAGGUGAACGUUUGCAUGUACUCAAACACUAAAGCAGAAUAUGGUGACAUAUAGCUGAGCAUAAAUCAAAGAGGUUUUAUUUAUUUUUUUAGUAAAAGGAAUAUAUUUGUAUCCAAGCCUCAAGAGUCUUUGUGAAUAUUGGUCUAAAUAUAGGUCUUACCUGUGCUUUGAUGAUGAUUGUAGUGUCAGAGGCCCCAUCUUUGCUUUUCCUAUCACUUUUUUCACAUGUUAUUCUAUUAUGAUCCCCCCCCACACUCACACAAACACCAUCCCUCUUUUUCUGUUCAGAGGUUUUGGGGACAUCACACCUGUGCAAUCCAGUGCAAUGCAAUACAAGAGACUCGCAAUAAAGAAUUCCCCUGAUUACUUGGAAUCAGGGUGGGGAUUAGGAUGGAGUUACAGCCAUGAAACUUUUAAGCUGUAGUUUAUGGGGUAAGCUCUGGGUGAUCUGUUGUGGGGCUUAGAUGAAUCAUUGCAUUUGAUUGCACAGGUUUCACAGUAUGUCCUUGCCGUGUGUCUUGUCCUGUGUUUUGCAUCCCCUUCCGUAUCUGGAUCUCGGCUUAGAAGUAUCUAACUCUAUAUUAGAGAUUGAAAGACUCCUCUUUCCCUGGGCUGUGCACUGUCAUCCAGAUGGAGCUUAAGUAUGCCUGGAUACAGAUGAUGAUCUGAAUGAGGUUGGGACACUUCUUAUCGGUAUAUUGUGAUAUAAGUUGUAACGCAAACUUGAAAAAAAAACAAGCCCACUUCCAAGAGUAAUCCAGCAAGGGUGGCUUGCACAGAUAAAAGACAAAAGCAAACAAACAGAAUAAAAACAGUUGUGUGUAAAGACAGGGAGCAUCCUCAGAACAGCCAUCAACCCAACAGCAAGUACCUCAAAAUUGUAUGAAUGAAUACAGUAUAUGCUAUCCAGUGAAGUCACCUCUGCCCGCUUCAUCAUUCUUCCUUUACUCUUCCUCUACUUGCUCAUUUUUCACCGUCUCCAAGGCUUCCCUGCUCCCAUUUUCCCUUUCCCUUGUCUGUUCUCUGAUAUGUUAGGGCCUCACAGAAACUGCUUACGACUGCAGAAGGACGGUAAAUCCAUGGCUGUUGCAUAUUGAGAUAAUUAGAGGUGUAUUAGGGGUGGCCCCACUCCACACACCGCACCACACCGCACCACACCACAGCACAGCUCUAUUCGCCAUGGCUGUUUGAAUUCUUAUGUGUACAAGCUCCACUGCGUUGGGCAUUUUUUAUUUUUUACCUUUCACAUGUGCAUGUGCAGCAUUGUGUGUUUGUGUGCCCAGGUUUAUGUAUGUAGGUGUGUAUUAUUAGCACUAUUAUUACAGGUUAUAUGUGUGUGUGUGUGAGUGUGUCUAGGUGUUUGUGCCUUUUAUUAGGCCUCCUAUUUUCUCUGCUUUACUGCUUGGGUAGACUCUGCCUCUCUCUCCCUUCACUCUACUCUGCAAAUUGCUGCCAGCCCCUCCAGCUCUAAUUAUUUCUGUCAGGCCAAUGGCACCCAGGCCCAAUUUAAAGCUGCCACUGUGGACUGCCAAAAUGUCUGGAGUACAAUCAUAACAUUUCUCUUUCUUACUCCCAUCUUUCUUUUUCUCUCAUGCACUUACUAUGUUUCUUUUAUUUUGUGUACAUCUUUUUUUUUUCUUAUUCCCAGGGGGCUCUGUCCAGUCUGUUUUUGUUUUGGCACUUUUAGUAUUGUGACAGGGUGUUUUCUCACUUCUUGAAGGGAGGUGUUUUGAGAAAGGUGUUAAGGAAACUGGCGAAUAAUGUUUUCCUUCUUCUUCUUUCUUACCUUUCGAUGACUCUUUAUUUCAUUUUGGCUAACUUUUUAUCUUCCUUUCUUCUUUAAGAUAACUUGUUUUUUCUGUGUCAUCCCCUCUUCUCUCCCAUAUUCCUCCAGUAUUAGUGUCAGCCACGGCGACCCAGACUGACCUCACUUCAGACGAGGUAGCUAAAGGCCGAGGGAGUAGAAAGGGAGCAGUGCGGGUACCCGUCAAGUUGGAGUUUCCAGAGAAGUGCCUUACUUACACAGACAGAUUGCUUGUCAAGAAGCUCUGCAGGUACAUGAGCAAACAACAACAGACAUGUAUCACUCAUAUGUAUUCUAAAACAUGUGGAGAUUAAAGGGCUCACAAUCAAAGCACCAUGAGAGGCUGUGCUUCUCCUUUUUAUCAUGCCUGAAAACUAACAAAGGAAUCCUUGACAAUCAAAUCAGUUCUCUUUGGAAAGACAUGCUACUCAAAAUGGUUACAUAUUUUUGUAUCCUGUAUGGCAAAGAGAUGGGAUAGAUCGCAGUUAAUGUACUUAUUUGUUUAUUUCGCCUUUUUUUAAAAACUUUGUUGAAAGCCUAUUGAUUUUUUUAAAUUUGUGGAUACACUUUACGGUUUGUACACAUUUACUGGAUUCUACAUACUGUUGAUGCUUAACUUCAUAGCACCCCCAAACAAACUUGAAAGCUGACCUACCAAGUGAACAUGUAGCAUGUUUGCCUUCAUGGAUUUGCAAUGUGGAGCGUGUGUCUACUGUAGAGUGCUAACUACUGGACUUGAGUUAAUCUUUGCGAUUUACUUAGACCUGAAGUAGCUUUCAAUAUUUUUAUUGCAUGUAAAUGUACUUUUGAAAAGAAGUGCAAAUGUGCAAACUGACAGCAUUAACUUUCUCACUUGUACUCUCCAUUAUGUCUUUUUUGUAAUAUUCAAAUGUCUUUGUUUUAGCUCACAAAAAUUGUUUGUCUAUCUCCAAUAGCUCUGAUUGGACUUGAUUUCAUUUUGCACCUGUUGCCAGUCUGUUUUCUGUCCAAGCUCUCCGUUGCGUAAACAGGUUAAAGAUGCAAACCCUGCUUUAAAUACCACCACCCCUGCAGUCUUUGCACCUGAUGCCAUCUAUGUAGUUCUUAUGCUGCGUUCGAGUUACCUUGGAAGUCUACGAAAGUUAUUUUAGCACUUGUUAUUUUAGUUAGUUAUUUCAGCAUCCCCUUUCGUAGAUGUAGCCAUCUUGUUUCCGCCUCCGAUUUAGCUUUUUUCCGACUUGGUAACUGAAAUGCUGGUAACUUGGGUGUGUCAUCAUUUCCAGCUCGUACAUCUGACUUCCAAGGUAUCUCGAAUACAGCAUGAAUACGUGUUUUGCGAAAUCUUGGCAAAUCGGGCCUGUAUGAACUGACCAAGAGUCCAAAAGAAAAAGAAACACAAUAUGAAGUCAUUUUUUUCUUUAGGAUUUCUGUUGAAUCUAAGAAUAAGCAUUUCUUGAUUUGACCUCAUCACUUCUUCAUGUCACCAUAUCAUUUUUGGGCUUUUCUGUGCCUCAGAGAGGAUAGGCAGUGGAUAAAGUGGGAAAUGGGUAAUGUGGGGCAUAGCUUCUGUUCAAAGGGGGUGCACUUAGGCUACCAGGCUAGUAGUGUCCCUGUUCCCUUCACCUCUGUCAUGCAGAAUAGAAACUUUACCAAUUUAUGAUGUGGGCUAUAUUCUCCAUCUUUCCAUACUGUCCCCUCAGCAAAGGCGAAACGAAAACAAGACUGUGAUGUUCCUCAGAUACACAAUUGUUGUUGUGUAUUUUAUAUCACUUGCAUAUACUUUAUAUUCUUCUCUGGAUAUUGCAUCAUUCUCCUUUAAAAUACAACCAUCUGUGACUAUGAAAUACAGCACAAUUUAAUGUGCCAACAAUUAAACAAGCAUAUUCCGCCAUCACUCAGUAAAACCGUGUUUCCAACACUACUUGCACAUCUAACAACGCCUUCACUCCAUUGCGACUGAUGUGCCAACCGCAUGUGCACACACUGUUUUCACUUCUCACACACCUUCUCAUUCUGCACUUGCCCCCUUAGUAAUCAGCCUACAUAAGCCAACAGUGUACAAAGCAGUUUCUUAGCACUUAUUGUGCAGCAGACUGCCUGAGGGUCUGGCUUCGGCAGGUCCCAUUAUUACAGCCCUUUAUUUAAGCGACUCCUUUCGGGCUGAGGAGCCCACAGGAGAGACGACCAGAGGAGAGCAGAGCAGAGUGCAGUUUUAGGCCUGCUGACUGCCUGAGCUGGAAUGCACCAAGUCCCCAGCUGUAGCAGUCUUUAACUGCGGAAUAGACUAGAGAGCCAAUCUAGAGUGCAAUAAGCCUGCAGCGGUGAUGGUGGCAGAGCUUAAUGGAGAGACAGAGAGACUGACUGGCUGGCAGAAAGAAAGAGUGGGAGGCUGAAUUUUAACAAGCUCCUAUAAUAAUGGGAAAAAGAGAGAAGGAAGGAGGAAAAGUGGAGCAGGAAAGAGUUUUAAAGAAUUUACUAAAAGUACUCAGCUAUAUUAGAGUCAUAAACUCUAUCACCUUGUUAGAUUUGUGAGUGGCCUGCAGGUAACAGAAAGCAAGCUUGGGACCAAGGGUUAGGGUUAGGGCAUCAAUCUGAUUUUCAGAGCUUGCUGGCCUGAGUGGUUGGUGUAGGUUGAUGCAAGCCUUUCCAUCAACUGCCGUACUGAAAGUAUUUGUGAUCAAUGCACUGAACUCUGAAAUAAAAACCCCAAAUUACCUCAAAGGCAUAGAGAAGAUAUCUGAACUGGCAUCUGUAACACUGGACGUGACUGAGCCUGACUUAUUUAGCGAAGAAUAAAUCCCAAAGCUGGUUAGAUAUGAGAGGAUUUUUAAGUGUCAAAUCAAACAGACACAAGGUUCGUUAUUCAUGAUUCUUAGUAAUGGUCUAUUACUGAACAUAUCUGCUUGCUUUAGUCAGAAAAACAUUUCUGGUUGCAAUUGUGAAAAAUCUGAUCACAGUGAUAAGGUCUUAUAAAACACUAGUUUAAAACUGCCAUCAAGCAAUUACAGGCUCAUUAAACAUGACUUUAUGGGAGUGAUAUUGUUGCGCUGUAACUAUUAGUGUACACUCAAAGGCAAGGUGGUGUGUAAGAAAAAUGGAUGCCAGGAUGCACCUAUGUAAAAGUCCAUCAGUCAAAAUUAUUUUCAUCUUGUUCUUAUUCUGUAAAACAUAGUUUGUAAGACCAAGUUUUGCUCAUGAUUUAGUUUAACUAAUGCUGCGUUCCAGUUACCUCAGAAGUCGGAUGUUGGAGCUGGGAAUGACGUUACACCCGAGUUGAUGGCGUUUCAGUUAACAAGUCGGUAAAUUAAGAUGGACGCCUAUUGGCUAGCCAUUAUUAGCUGUUGUUAACAAUUGUCAGCUGUCGUUAGCCGUUGUCAGUUGUUGUUAGUUGUUGUUUGCUAUACCAGUUGUUUGCUAUACCAGUUGUAAAGGACAUAUAACACAGUACUUUACUCUUACAAGCACCAUAGCACCGUGUUCACAGUUAGACAUUGGGCAGCACAACAUCAUUUCUUUAAUUUCACAAAAACAAGACAGAAGUGCUAAUAAACAAUACAUUACGAGAGCUUUCACUGUUACUCUUUACUGUUGAUGCACUGCACUGCCAGCUUGGAUUAUGAUGUUGUCAAGUCGGGGUUGGUGAGGAUCAUCCAACUUUCCGAGUCAGGAAUCCGACUUUCCGAGUCGGAAAUCCGACUUUAGGGGAGCGUUCCAGAUGACUUCCAACUCAGAGCUUGGAAAUUCCAACUUCCGAGUACAACUGGAACACAGCAUAAGUUUUGGCUUUCAGGUCAAGCAUAGAGUCUGGAAGAUUAUAGAUCAUGGCUGGAAUGAAGCAAAUUUAGCACAAAAGUCAAAUUCUUCAAGGCAUAUAUAGCAGCAAAUGUAAUAAUAAUAAUAAUGCAUCAGAUUUCAUAUAGCGCUUUAUCAGAGACCCUCAAAGCGCUUUACAAUGGAUACAUCAUUCAUUCGCUCACACAGUCCUACUAAAGGGCUAUUCUGCAAUGCCUUUUGCAGAGGGUAUGUUCAUUCAUUUAAGAUAUGAAUGAGUAAGAAUGAUGUCUUAUAAAUGUGGCAAGGGGGUGCUAUUUUAUUCAAAAAUAGAGAAUAUUGUCUCCAACCAGCAACGCCACCUGGGGACUUGCACCCCAGGAAACUGAACUUUCAAACUAAAACAGGAAGCUAAAAUAAGAAUAAAGGCAACACAGGUAAGUUCUGAAGAGGCAGAGACAGAGUUCAAAAUAUUUCAAAAUGUUUAUUAGAUCAAAAAAAUGAAGUUAAACGUAAAUAUAACUGAGAAAUUUAACCUAGGAGGGAAAGAAAGGGAUAAAGUUAAAACAACAUAACAAAACACAGAUAAGGGGCAAGAAAGUUAAUUUUAUUUCUAUAAUAAAAUUUAAAACAAGGCCUUCUACAAGAGUUAAAAAGUACAAUAACCCCAACUUAAACUAAAUCAAAGAAACCCAAACUAAGUUAACUUAAGAUAAGCUGAGGCCACCAGAAGGGAGGCAGACUACAGAGGGAAAGUGCAGGGGGUGCUCCCUUAUACUCACCAAGUGAAGCACAGCACACACACUGCAAACCUUCAACAAAAGAAACAAAAUCGGUGUAGUCUUGUGACCCGGUGCCAAACUCAUGCAAAGGUGGAGGGCCCUCACCCGGGGUGCCUAGCCUCCCAAACUAGUGGGCUCAACCUCUGAAAUAAAAUAAAAGGAUUAACCAAAGAAACAAACAAACAAACCAGCGAACCCAGUUGGUAAAACUAGAGGGAACUAAGGAGAAAAGCAACUAAGGGUAACUAAGAACAGAAUGCAAACUAAUGGGGGAGUAACUGUGUAAAACAACCAAACUUAGAAGUAGAAACAAACCAAGUAAGGGGGGAAACCAAUCAAAAGGGCAGAAACAAUCAAAGUAAACAGGCAAAAAUAACUACAAUUAAUGGGGGCAACAAAACAGCAGCAGGUCUACCACCUACAAACAAAAAGGACAUGCUGUUAAAAGCAAUCAUAAAACUCUAAAGAUUAAAAAGUUACCAGCCACCCUACUCACCAGCACUCUGAGCAGAUCAGAAGGCCGACUGCAGGUGAGCUGCUGCCUUUUGUUCAGCUGACCUGAUUAGGGGAAGGGAGGGGUUAGAGGAGGAGGGAGAGCUGCAUUCAAUAGCAGCAAGGUGCUGCCUGCCACAUAAAGUAUCAUUGGUAUAACUGACAAGAUGAGGAGGCAUGUCUUUUACACCACUUAGCACUGCAUUAACUCAUACAUUUAAUUUAAAAGUUCCAAAAUCUGUCUGACACAUUCCUUUUCUUAUUUCUUCUGAAAAUGGUUUGGCAUUUGUCAAAUCCUCCAGGGUGACUUUUAGUCUAAUUGUAUUACAGGGUGCAUGGGUAUCAUUUUGCUCUUACCAGAACAAUCUGGCAAGGUUAGUUGAGCCAUGCUGAGAUUAGCAGAUUAACUAAAUUGAAUGUCUCCUAAUCCUGUGAUUCAUCUUUGGUCUUUACCAUAAAUCAAGAUAGUUCAGUAUUGAACAUACUUAAUUUCUACUGAAGAUACAUUUGACAAAACCAAUUGGUGUGUCCCCUUUGGUUAUCACAACCAAGGGGAGAUACACAUGAGAGAUCUGAAGAGUAACAUACUUAACUUUUACCCGGCUAUAGCAAAAGCUAUGCAAACAGCCUAAGGCUAGCCAAGCUGCUGCAUAUAAAGUGAUAUUUGGAGGGAAAAGGUGACAAAUGGAUGGAGCUAAGGGAUGAGAAAAGGAAAGCAUAGGGACAGGAUUAAAGGUAACCCUCUGAGUACAUUAAACAGACAGAGGAAAGAUAAACACUGCAGGGGUUGAGGGUAUGAACUAAGUAAGAGGAAAAGAUAUAAACUGUAGGUUACUUCCCCAGUCAGCCCUCAUGGGCAGCCCGGAGCUUCUUAUAAAGUCUCUCUCACUGGUCCUGCACCAUGACCAGAUCACACCAGCAAAAAAGGGAGCAGAGGUUAGAAUGGAAACAUAGACAGUGGAUAAAUACAGGCAUGUGCUCUGCAGUUUGGGUUCAGUAGAGUUAUGUGCCCUGUGUACACAAUCAAAAUGUUGUACAUGUGUCUAUUCAUUUGUUCAUCUAACCUUUCUGUAAUACAGUCAGUUGAUGAAAAGAAAAGAAGCAUGCAACUAAAAUGUUUGUUGGUUUUACAUUUUCUUAUCUAUUUGCUUUUUUUAUUAUUAUUUUAGAACACCACUUGAAACAUGUCUUCCAUUGCCAGCCUUUGGAUCUGAUUCAAAAGCAGAACCCGACACAAACACAGUGGAGGGGAUUGAAAGUGACCUUACAGGUAAUACACAUGCACUUGAACGCACAUGCACACACCAUUGUGUUUUCAUGACCAACUUUAGGAACUAAAAGAAAAUGUUAAAAUAAAUUUUCUGAUGUGCAGACUCAAAGAUGAAACCAUGGAUACAGUAGUUUGACAGAUGUCCCCCACAUACUAAGUGUGUACCUGUACACAAACACAUGUUCAUUUAUAUGUUCAAAACCAUUAAUGUCCCAAAGGUAAAAAGCCUCUAUUUCUUAAUGCAUGGAGGUGUCAGUGCCUACCCAUCCAUCCCAGGCAGUGUGAUGGGUAAUCCCCCCUAUGAUUGUGUGGCUAGAACACUGUUAGAGGCGCCUCAUGCUUGACAGGUUGCACUCUACGUAGGUAAGGAACUGGGCUGGGAGAGGGGACUUAGGGUAGCCCUGUAGUCUGGAUCUCAGGGCCUGUAGCUCAUCAGUCAGGGUAUAGUCCUGGCUGUCUGGCCCCCAGCUGAGGCUGUCAGGAAAUGGGGUAGGCUGCGGUUAUCUCUCCCCUCCCAAACCUCCAGACCUCAGGGCUGACAACUUGCCUCUCAUAACAUCAAUCAAGAUUUGCUCCAAACUCGACCUUGUUAGGAUCUACUAGUCCUUGUUUGCUCCUUUCCCCACUGCUGUCUAUCACAAAUAGUUAUUGCUUUAAAGCAUUUUCAAGGUUGAAAUGCUUGCCUGAGCUCCCCACAGUAAAAACAAAAGUCUAACAUGGCAAAUUGCUUGUUCCACUAUGAUUCUUUAUGAUCCAGAGUGUCUUUAAAAGAACUAGGUGAAUAUUAUACUUUCAAAUAGGGUUUUGCAGCUCUUUAUUGUGUCAGAUUUAAUAAAUGAUAUCUUAACUACACAUUAAAAAAUUUGGCACACAAGUCUUACAACUUUUAUUUAAAAGUUUUUACUUUCACCAUCUGUGGCUCUCUACGCUGCAGCACCUUCAAUAACGCCUGCCAUUUUGACCCUGUUCCAGACAUACAAAACACUUUUAUUUUGCGUUCACACUUCAGACAAGCACUUAGAUAUCAGUGUGACCUAAAAAACAAACACUUUAUUUUGGAGGACUUCAUUGCACAUCAGUGAUCUUUGGGCAAAUUUCUGGUUUGUUGUUAGCCGCAUGUAGAGCAAAGGAGAAGUUCAACUGUGACCUCGGCAUACUUCAGUAUGGAUAGAAAGCUAUUAGGGACCCGACUGCCUCAUUCAGGCAUUGCUCUUGGGGAAGGAUGAAGGCCUUAAGUUCAGUUAUAGUCAUUUAUUUCAGAGAUUGUUGCAAGUUUUCAUAAAGUCAUGCUUAGUUAAAAUUGCUCUUAAGAAAGUCAAGGGGUUUGGACCUUUUAUUAAAGGUCAGAGUUCUUGUCAACUUCAUUCUCCUGAGGCCAAAAAUUUUAUUUCAAGGGUGCUGAGGGAAAAGUACAAAACACAAACUAUGUACAAGCAAGUCUUCAGAUACUGGUAAUAGCAAUGUCCCUCUGCACACGAUUGGGUUAUUGUGAAUAAAUUUGAUGUGAUGUGCCGGAGAUCUAUAAAAGCUAAAUCAAGAAACAUGAAGCAGGAUGGACGUACAAACAAACAAAAAACAAAAGAGUCGAGAUUUCUGUUCUUGCUGAUUUUUGUGACACAACCCCAGCUGUUAAAAAAGGGAAAACUGAAGUGAAAUCACAAAAUCUUCAACAGUUACUGUGUCGGUCAGAUAAUUUGAAGCCUUUGUUGCUUGACGUGAUUCAAACGAAGAUGCAAAAAAGUGAAAACUCACAAUAUAUUAGUGUGCUGGGCAAAAGCCAAUUAUUUUGACUUUGUAUGGCAGCUACUUUGGCCAGGUCUUUUUUCUAAAAGUGAUUUCCAAUUUCGAUGGGACUUCCUGGUUGAAUAAAGUUGAAAUAAAACUUUAAAAAAUGACUGAUUACUGCGCUUGGUAUGUUUCGUCCUAGAAUGGUGCAAAAUAAGUAUAUAAAUGUGCUUUCUGAUGGUAAAAGACUUUAAAUAGAGACACACUUAGAAGCUUGGGUCAGAGAUUCUAAAUGUUAGCUAAAUUAGUGGUGGCAAUGACUCCUUUUGUGAUGGUUCAUAGCCUAGCUUCAGUCCUCUGGCUGCUUUCUUAACAAAGGGGCUGAGCUGACUAAGAUUCCUUGUGGCUAAUACAGCUGCUACUGACAAGUACCUCAUACAACCCCACUUAAAGAAACUAUCCUUUCACACAAGUUAUACAUUUAUAUGUUAUCAGUUUUCUACUUUUCUGUUACUUUUUAAAACAUUUUCAAGUGGUUACGGCACUCCAGUGCUUGUCUCCUUAAAGUUUUUUCAUAUCAUGAAUUUCAUUUCAGUCUUUUCUCAGUUUAAUAAUUGAUAUUUCAUUUCUCAGUGAUAAGCAGAUGUGAGGAAGACAGCAGCAUCUUUGGGAAAUGUAAAGCUGUUCACAAACUGAUAAACUAUUCCCUCCACCUGCUUCAAACUUUUCUGACGUCUGACAAUUACAACAGGUUGCAGACUCUCUCCUCCCCUCUUGGCUUUGAAUCUUGGAAAGGAUGGGCCAUGUGUGUGUCUAUGAAUAAUAAAAGCUGUUUUCAUGCAUCAUGUUGAGAACAGCCCCUUGUUUUCGAAUCUCACAUCCCUGAGCUGUCAGAGUCAUGUGGGGACGUUAUAGAAGAACUGUUGCUAAGUUAGAGAGGGGCAGGCGGGUAGCUUACAACAAUAAAACACAUAACUACAUCAGUUCAAGAAAUUACAGAUCAAGCAAAGAGAGCAGGAGAUUAAAGCAAAAUAAAUGAAACUGCUUUUUGUUGUAGGAAAACAAUUAGCAUGUGGUGUGAAUUAUUAUAAAUCAUACUAGAAAUAUAAACUUUGUUUUCUGUCAUUGUCAAGUUAGAACAUGCGGUCUUACAUGUGUAUUGCUGCAGCUAAGCUGAAUAUUUUGACAGACAGAUAAUGUGAGCUUGUCUGCUGUCGUCAAAGAAAGAAAAUCGUGUCCAAGAAAAAGACCUCUGUUCAACCCCUGCUGUGUCAGCAACAUUUUUCCGCUUAGGUAGAGAAACAAUAAAGAUCGAGGUUUAUGGCUCUGAUGUCUGAUCUCAAGAGGAGUAAGGUGUAAGAAAAGAAUAAUCCCCUAUCAUGUGGAGUGUCAUCAAAUGUCCACUGGCAUCUUUCACAGGUAUGAAGCUCCUGGAGGCACAUGCUGUUUGAAAUCACAACUACGUUCGACUCUUCACUUUACAUCACACUUUAACAUGGAAACAAACUUAGUUAAAAGCAACAGUAAACGUAAUCUGGAUGCAUUUUUGUGUGUCUAUGUGUGCAUGUGUUUACAGCCGAGGAGGAGGAGGAUUUUACGCGCUACUUUGCAUCGUUGUUUGCUGUUCCUGUUAGCAGUGGCAGGAAUGAGACUCUGAUUACCACACCUGAAACAAGCCUGAUCAUAGAAGUCCUGGAUGAGGUGAGAAAGUCUGAUGCCCUCAGACUUUAACCUUCUUCAACAAAGAUGGUUUGACUGGCAUAAUGUACUUGAAGUCUUAACAGUUAGUAUUAUAUUCCUCAUUUGUCUCAUUUAGGUGUUACAUCAAUGUCCUUUUUUUCUACAGAUAGAAGAGGACAAAGAUGGAGCUUUUGUUUCUGAAAAGGGGACAGACAGUAAAAGAAAGUAAGCCCCAAUUACAAAGGGAUCUAUCUAUCUAUCUAUCUAUCUAUCUAUCUAUCUAUCUAUCUAUCUAUCUAUCUAUCUAUCUAUCUAUCUAUCUAUCUAUCUAUCUAUCUAUCUAUCUAUCUAUCUAUCUAUCUAUCUAUCUAUCUAUCUAUCUAUCUAUCUAUCUAUCUAUCUAUCUAUCUAUCUAUCUAUCUAUCUAUCUAUCUAUCUAUCUAUCUAUCUAUCUACAUUGCUAGCUAGCCAUCAGACAUAGGCAAGCAAUUGAACAAACAAGAGAACUCAACACAAUUUUUUAAGUUGUUGAUUUAAAGGGCCCCCUUUAAAUGUGUGUGCUUGACUGAUGGGGGGGGGACAAUUUCUGAAACUGGUCCAGUACAGUAUAAGAAUACACUGAGUCUGUAUUUCAGACAUUUUUCUUUUAAACAUAUAAAUAUGGUUAAUAUUGCACUAAGAUAGUUUCUAUGAAAAAUGCCAAGUGCCGGGAAAGUUUUGUAGAACCUAAAGGUGGAAUAUAAAUCACAGCUGUUUCUCAUGUAGAUAUCCUUCUGGUCAGCAAGCUCUCAAUGAUGGGAACACACAAGUCCCCCAAACAGCCAGAGGUGAGUCUUGAACAUAAUUCUUGCAGAAAAACUUAAGAAGAAAAAAAACAAAAAUUAAAGUAGAAAAAAAAACAAAAAACAAUUUAAUGCCAAAGCUUCAGAUCUUGCCUGCUCAGCACCCUUGCGAAAAGCCUUGCGUUACUGAAUGUUUUGUCAUGGGUUUCAAAGAUGAUCUCUCAAGAGUGUUGAGGCGCACAGCUGAAGCUUCAAUAUGCUUGAUCUGUUUCAUGCUAAAUGCUAAUAAAAUAAUCACUGAAAUGAAUUUCUCUUGCAAAUAUGGUAUACAUUUCAGGAUCUCCUGCAGGUGACAGGCUAAAACUAUGAACAGUAUUUUGUAAUCAGUGAGGAAUAUAGGCCUACAGUGUAAUGGAUAAAGUUAUUCCUCAGCAAAGUUAUGAACAACUAGUUACCUUGUGGUCAAGACACUGCACAUCUGACUUUCAGAAGAGAUGUAUUCACUGACUUUAUAUGUGGAAAGUGGGAGCAAAUCCUAACGCAAUUGAGUAAUAGUAGAUAGUUUAGUAGAGUGCAGUGCCGUCAAGUUGAGCAGUGUCUGGUCCUGUGGUGUUAUGUUCUGAGAUGACACCGAAAAACUCCUUUAGUGGUUGUGCUUCUGAAUGAAAAAUUAUGUUACCACGUGCCGACAAAGGCAGCUUAUAUCGUCAUUGUUAUUUGUGUUAUCUUUUGGCACAGCACUGUCCUCUAAAAAUAAGCCUUCAUCAUGCCCCACUGCUGCGACUCCGAGGACUUCAGAGAAAUCAAUCAAGACACCAACCUCAAAGUCACGAAAGCCUUCUUGCUCCCCCAUUGUCCAUAAAUCAGAACCUGACUGCGGAUCACAACAACUUGUGUCCUCAUUCUCAUUACCAAAUUGUCAAACUGUGACCCCUAAAUCCUCUCACUUUACUGCCUCUUUCCUGCCUGAUGUCUCUCCUUCGGCUAGUGCCACACCACCAAUCCCAAAAGAGCCUCUUUCCCGUUGUUCCUCAAUACCUUCAUCUCUUAGGUCCACAUACACAGUGUCGCCAUCAAGCUCCACUGAAUCAACUUUGCUGCCCACAGUCUACCAAUCGGCCACAUUAGAAAAAGGCUCAGACUCAUCUCCGUUACCAGAACAACCCCAAUCUUCCAAGUUAUUGCCACAGUCAGUCUCAUCGGUAAGGCUUUUCCAAUCACCUACGAGCAAUCUGCAGCUCCAAAGCCAAUCCCAGCAUUCCCUUUUUGACCCUGAGACUCUCCUAUCACAUAAUCAACUCCAGCUGACUCCAUCACCACCGUCCCUGAGUCCAAACCUGCCACCAAGACUUCUGGAACCAACUCCAGCCUCAAGAUCAGCUGCAUAUUCUGGACACAGAUCACCUCCAAUAAACGAGGAUGCUCCAUUUUUUAUGUAUUUUACCUCAGUCUCCGGUGACCAUGAAUCAGCUGUAUCUCAAAAGGCUGCACAGUGUUCUCAGACAGUAUCAUCCUAUCAAACAGAAGUUUUUCAAAACUCUCCUGUAGCUGUGAAAAUGGAUGAGGAAGAGGAGCUUCUGAUGGGUAAGUGAUAUGUUAUCUCUCUCACUCUGUUUUGGUGAUAUGAUAAGUUACAGUAAGUAAGUGAACUACACUUGUUAGGUACUUGGUAUGUAAAAAGUAUCAGAACUGCCUAAAUUCAUUCUUCAAAAAGCAUUUACAAAAUCCAUGUUUUUUCUUUUAAUGUUUUUUUUUUUUGUUUUGUUUUGUUUUGUUUUGGCGUAAGAUUUGGAAGGAAGAUUUCCACUGAUAAUCAGCAUUAUUUUCAACCUUAUUGGCAUAAAAAAGACAGAAAUGGUCAGUGUGGGUUUCUGAUACCCUCAAGCAAGAAGAAAAGAGGCAAAAUUCAAUGGAAAAACACAUUUUCAAAAUGCUUGGACAAGAGCAAUUUUUUUGUUAGUCUCAAGCCUGUUAGAUUGGGAUUAUUACCGAAAAUUUUCAUUUUCAAAAUGGCAAAAGGUUUAAGAUUAAGCUAAUAAAACCUUGAUUUUUUUCUUGAUUUUUUUCUUUGAAAGCAAAAAAAAAAAGAGUGCUAUACAUUUUUAAGUGAAAAUUUAACAGUUUAAACAAUUUCAAACCAGUAAUAAUGAUGGUCAUUAAUCCCAGUAAUUAUAAGAAUUAUUGUUGAACAAUGUGGAGAAUAACUCUAGAGCAGUGGUUCUCAAGUCCAGUCCUCGAUUCCCCCCCGUCCUGCAUGUUUUGGAUGUUUCCCUGCUCCAACACACCUGAUUCAAAUGAUCAGCUCGUUAUCAAGCUCUGAAAUGGCUUAAUAACGAGCUGAUCAUUUGAAUCAGGUGUGUAAGGCAAAUAGACUCUGUGUUAAAAUGUUCACCUACACAUUCCUACUUUCCAUUUGCAUUACCACUAUCUCUGCUUUAGGUUAAUUCUCAUGUAGUGGUUUGCUUUAAAACUUCACAGUGAGAUUCACAGAAACUUUUUGACUUCAGACUUCAACUUUUGCCUCACCUAUCCACGUAGUUUGAGCAACAUACUGCAGAUGCACUGGUAUUGACUUUAUAAUGUAUUUUCUCAUGUAGACAGUGGAGAUGAAAUAUCCAGUGAUAGCCUUGGUCUGACUCCACAUGAGGAAGAGUCUUCAGAUGAAGAGGCACACAUACACAGACACUUAAUGAGAGGGAGAUGCCGAGAAAAAGAGCAAAGGAAUCCUGGCAUAUCUCAUCCAGAUGAUCCCCUUGUUGAUGCAGAAAAAGAAGAAUUUCAGACCAAUGAGCAAGAACAGCUGUCAGAACCAACCAUGGUAUCAUGUUUUAUUACUCUCACUUGUUUCCUGCUUCUUUGAGAGAAAAAAAAAAGCUUGGGCUAGAAAGCUAAAAUAUCACUAUUUUUCUAUAGAACAUACAUUUCUUGCCUGUAAGCUAUAUUUGCAUUUGUUAAUUGAUCGAUUGAUGGACAGCAUUUUAAUCACAUUUCAUGCUCACUAAAUGCCCAACCCUCAGGGGCUUACAAAAUACAAGAAAUGCAGUUUCAUUGGUCCAGUAAUGCAUUGCAAGUAUUACAAAGUUGCAUGUUCUGCUUAUCUAUAGGCAACAUAUUCAAACUAUCCCUCCAGGCUAUAAAGGGUUCAUCUUCUUAAAAAUGGCAUAGAUUUUUUAAAUCAUCUAACCAGAAGUAAUCAACAUUAUUGGAGGUCAUUUUACAAAAAGUACAUUUCAGACAGUGUAAUGUAAAUGUAAAAGGAAUUUUCUUUCUCAGUUCAAUUCUCAUUCACCUAGUUCACUCAACAAGCAAACUCUGUCCUCCUCUUAAAUGGCAUCAGACCUGCCAGUUUAAAGCUCAAGGUCACGACCUUGCAUAACUACACACAAAUGGAUCUUUGCCUUUUGCUUCAAUCAGACUUAUAAUUGAUUCUUUUCUGUCACUUGGAAUUGGAUAUAGUAAAAAAAAAUAUUGCAAUGUUUUCCUUUCUGCAUUUCAGAUAGUGACAUGCAAACCUACAUGAAUAUUAAAGUAUUAUGCAGUCGAUACUUAUAUUAUACCACAUUAAAGCAGCAUGCUCCAUGUACCUAAACAAAUUAAAAUUUUAUAAACACAAUCGUACUUGAUAAUUUGGAUCCUUGACCCUAUUUUCUGCUUUAACCCACCAUAUCCAGCCCUCUGACAUUCACCUGGAGAAGUAGAGACAAAAGUGGGAUAGGGUGGGCUACAGAAGGAGGGACAGGCUACUUCCUGAACUUUCCUAUUCAUUGGAAUGAAAUGUUUUAAAUGUCUUCAUCACUUUGUAGUGACAUUUGAAAUUAUGUUUACUCUGCAUCAUCAGCCCCAUGACAGUAAAUUCUUAGUGAAGAAAACUCACUUUGUCCUUUUACAAAAAAUUUGGUAACACUUUACAAUAACCAUAACUUAUAAUGGUAAAUAGACCAUUUACAAAUGGUAAGUAGAUAGUUUAUUAAUGUUUAAUCAUCAUUUAUAAAUAGCAUAUAGACCAUUAAUAAAUUGUAAAUUUUACAAUUUUAAAAACCUAACCCUAACUUUACAAUAACCAAAACAAAAUAUUAACCAUUUACAAAGUGCUACUGACACACAUUUUAAUCUAAAUGUUUUACAACCAAUAUUUAAACCCUAUAUAAACCUUUAAUAAAUAGUCUGUUAAUAAUUAAUGAAAAUUAUUAAUCCUAGUUUCAUUGCCUGUUAAUGGUUAAGUAACUAUUAACUUACAUUAAUAAACUAUCUUUUUGCCAUUUAUAGUUGGUCUAUAUUGUGUUUUAGAAUAGAAUAGAAUAUUCCUUUAUUGAUCCCCCAUGGGGGAAAUUUUUUAAAUGAUUAUUAAACAUUAAUAAACUAUCUUCCAAUGUUUUUUGUUAAGUGUUACCAAUGGUUUUUACAGGUGUGAAAACAGAAGGGUAACACUCAGUGCUCUUAUUGACUGUCUUUUUGUGUAUCCAUAUCACAAAUGCACACCAGGGCAGGGUGCUGGGCUAGUACCUACCUACCCUGAAACAGGAACUUAAAAGGUUCCUAUAAACAUAGUUUCAGGAGCUGUAAUAGUGUAUAGUUCCUGUGCUGCAGGAUCAGAAAAAGGGAGGGUUCCUUGAACUAUAAAAAGUUCCUGUGGUCAGUAAAUUUUGAAGCUGGCAUACUUUUGGUUUUUGUUUUUGUUGCACAGAUGGAAAGCAUAAACUGAACCCAGUGUCCUAUUUGAAUGUCAUAAUUGUCAAAAAGGCUCUUACAGGAACAUCCAAAUUCACUCAUAUUAUCUUUUACGUAUCUCUAGUCCCGUGUCCAAAUUAAUAAAUGUGCAAAUUUAAAGAGAACCACGGUGGACACAAUCCUGACACAGAAUGAGAAUACUUAAGCAACACACAGUUUGAGUUCUAUAUUGCAGCUGACCAGAUCUAUUAGAUAGCAUCUGUAUCACACUAAUUACUCUGCAUUAUUCAUCUACUACUCAGAGACACCUAGGGCAGCAGUGUUAAAGGUGUACACCAUGGAGGGAAGAAAAGAGAAACAGAGUAGAUUAAAAAGACCCAGCUUGAAUGGUCCUAAAUGACCUAUCAGCUAUUUAAUGGUAUGAAUCCUUUAUACUGUUGCAGAGGAAUGAAAAGGGGGGCUGUGUUUUAUUAAAAAGCUGGAGCAAGAUGAGGUUCAUGAUUGGGAGGAUGGUGGUUAUCUGCGGCCUUUGGACCUGAAUCAAAUGGCCCCCUAAAAUGAUUAGAUAGUAAUUUUUCUGUCUUCUGGCUCAAUCUUCUUUAGUCUUUUGUCCCCCAUUUAUUUCACCACCAUCCUGUAGUUCAGAAGGCUAGUUAAAUGUGAAGUCCUUUUUUAAAUGAGGACACAAAGAAAACUGUAGUAGUUCCUGCUGCGAAGUAUCAUUUCCUCUAGUCUCUUGGGCAUUCAUUUAUAUCCCGGUCGUCUUUCUCUGUCUUCCUCUUGUCAUUCUCCAUCUUUACUCCUUCCUCUCUCUCCGAGCAAAACUAUUCCCCCUUGCCCGCCCUCCUAUUUUCUUCAGGCCCAUCUGCAGUGUCUUUGCAUUGCUAUCGCUAGCAUGCUAAUGUGUCAGAUCUAAUCUUAACUAAACAGAGCUUCCUUAUUUUACCCCCGUCUCACUGGAGGACGCUUGCACAGAGAGAACAGUUAACGGACCACGCCGCUGUGAGAUGCUCUCUGCAGCUCCAGGGGUUAAUUAAAAAUCGAUUCAUCAAGUGGAAACAAAGGAAACAGGGGGUGAGGGGGAAUAAUAUCCAAUGAAAGACAGCAGCUUAUUGAUAUGCAUUUGCACAAAAAACACACAUUUCAACACACCUAUCUCAUGUAAUAGAAGCUCUAUUGAUAUUGGAUUUUGGUUUGUCCUUUGAACUGAAUUUUUGAAGACAGAAUUGAAACUCAAACACUGAGAUAGACAUAUUAAUUCCUAUUUUCCUCUGGACUUUCCCUUUCUCUUUUCUCUUUCCUCUAUUUCUAUUCCCUCCUCCUUUCUAUCUCCUUCUCUACUCCGUUCAUGAGCUAUUUUUUCUUCACAUUUCACCUUUCUGAUCUGCCUCCUAUUGUGCCUCAUCUCUUCAUCACAUCCUCUAAUGAUCUGACUUUCUGCUUCGCUCCUUUUUCCUAAAUUUCACUCACUUUCUUCUCCUCGCUCUUCCUCUGUCUCCUGCAUCUGUCCGUCUGUUUCCCUAUCCCCUCAGGUGAUCCACAGGCAGAGUGUUGGGUCUGGAUCAGAGCACUUCUGCGAUCUGAAAAGGUUUCUGCCUCUGGGUUUGGACAUGAAUUCCAGUGACUCCGAUGCACCAGAACACAGAUGCCCUGACUCACUGCAUACAAGCCGAACUUCAAUGUGUGGUUCGAAACUUGGAGGUAAGUUAAAGGUAGAGUUAAAGUCUCCUGAAAGGUCCGUGUUGGUUCCUUUUUUUUGAGCUUUUCUAUUUUAAACUGGCUCAUGUUUUUCCAUAAACUGCAUCAGAAAGUGCUGUUGCUGUUUUUGUGCUUCAAGAGAUUAGAUUGUGAAGAUUACCUCUGUGUCCAACUUUUGCCUGGAGAUACUUUCCAAUUUGCAAGCGUUAUUCAUAUCACAAAGGCCUCAUAAUAGGAUUUAGAACAAAUAUGUAAAAACGUAGAGCUUACAAGAGAGAUGAAAAUGAGUUUUAAACCCAGAGGAGCCUUAGCUGCUUGGUAGAAAACGAGUGAUGGGGGACAACACUGAUAAUUCACUACCCGUGGGUCCAGUGGGAGGUUUCUUGAAAUAUCUUUUUAUUUUGCCUGUGUGUGUGCGCGUGUGUGUGUGUGUGUUUCUACACACACAUCUUACUUUUUGUGUGCUUCCGUUUCAAACUUAUAUUUAGUGUCUUCUUUUUCUUAAAGUGUUGGUAAAGAGAGUUACAUAUUUCAUCACAAAGGCGUUUGCUCAGACAGCUCAGCCUUUUCUGUUUUACUUUUUCAGAUGAGGAGUGUAGAUAAUAACACAAACUUUACUUUCAGGGGAAUGUUGAAAGGCAAGUGUUGUCAGUGCAAUACUACCCGUCAUAUUCAACACCCCUGACAAUGUGCCAUCUUUCUGUCCAGAAAAUGUCGGGGAAAUACAGCAGUAAUGUACACAAAGCUUUGAAACUUUGUUGUACUCAUUUCUGUUGCUUUCACUUGAUUUUCCACGACAGUAUGCCUGUGAGAAAACUAGUCAUGGCUUGUUCCUUUUCACUCUGUCUAUAUUUCUUUCAUUGUGUGUAACUCUUUGAACUACACCAGGCAAAUGCUGCUGUAACAAGAUAGCUUUCAAAGCUUUUGGCAUUAACUGUGUCUGGGUGUUUUUACACUAAUGGUUUGUAAACAGGCUGUGUCUGUGAGGUGCCCAGAAAGUUCCACAAGACUCCGGAAAGUCCAGCUUGAUUUUCCAGAUUGCAUCAGACUUAAAGAAAUAAAUAGCGUAUAAAACAAAACAAAACCACUUUUUGCUCUUUUUUUUUAGAAGUCUUGUCGAUGGAUGUUGAGCUUCAGGUCCUUACACACUGGGAAUGACGCAAAUAUACAACAAAAAAUUAUGUAAUAUUCAGAGGUGAAUUUUGACACACCUCACUAUACACAUCAAGCGGGAUGCGAUUCUGCGGACUGCAGACUGACUGUUUUUCAGUUUUGCUUAGACACUAUGUUGAGAUGGCUGUCUGUCAUGAUAGCAUGUACUGAGUUGGGGUCAGUACCAGAUUAAACUAUAAUCCAUAAACGUAAAGUAACAACCGAGACCUAAUGGUGCUGUGACAGCAAUGUGAUUGAGUUUGAGACAGUGAAAAUACAUAUAGUAUGUUGUAUCUGAACAGGUUAGCUUACAAGCUAAAGUUACCUAGCACAGAUGAAAAUUGAAACAAAGAUGUUUAGCAAACUGUUAAAGCACACAAACUAUCGUCACAUGAGAAAUCUGACACUAUGACUCUCCACAAGUUGUCCUUCAGGUCGUUAUCUUUGUAAUGUUUGUGUCUUUUAUCAAAAAGCACUCUGUUCUCUGACACGUAAACAAUUAGCUGGUCGGCCAUGUUGGAUAUACCGGUGAAUCAGAUGUCGCAACAACACGAAAUCUGAUCGGUCAGAAGUGGACACACAGUAUGCGAAACUUUAAAAAGUCGACCGUGAUACGAAAAAAUAAAUGCCGCAAUAUUGCAGGACGGGAAAAUGUCGCUGAUGUGAACGCUUGUAUUGACAGGAUAUGGGUUCGAAAAAAUAUUGAUGUUCAAAAUAAUCGCACGAAAAAAACGCUCCCCGGUGUGUAAGGACGUUUCAUCUCCAACAGUUGUUACUGCUUUGGUAAAGCAAAGAUUUUUGAUUAGAUCCCCUUGUCGUUUGAGUAAACAGGUAUGCUAAAUAACCUUCAUCAAGCCGUAAAGCUCCACUUUCCACUGCGUUAUUGUCAAAGCCUCUGUCAAAUGAAUGAGGUUGACAGUGAGGGGCUCCCACAAGGGCGCCACUGCCUUCCUCUCACCACGCAGCCAGCCGCUCAUCAAACCCUGCUCUGUCUCUGCCACCGUUGUUCAAGCUCCAAAGUUAAUGAGAGAGAAAGGUUAGAGAGGAGGAAUAUCACCUUGACAACACUCCACACUCAUUUAUGUCCCUCCAUCCCUCCAUCUGUCUACCCAGUUUUUUUUUUUUUUCUGACAGGGCUGAGAUCCAACAGGUUUUAUAUGUCUCCUGCCCCACCUUUCCACCUCUCUUCCCCUUCUGCUCUUACUCUCCAUCACCUGGUCACUCUGAAAAUGAGGUUGUUAGUGUGCAGAUUCUGACUCGUGUGCAUCCACUCGUACAGAAUGAGAGAGAGACAGAUGGACUGACAGACAGGCAGCACACUUAACAAUUCUCGAUGGGGAGAGAAAGAUAGAAGAGGGAUACAAGCAGCUGGAUGGAGAGACAGUUUGACAGAGUUCCUGUAUUCUACAAUAUUACACUGUUUUCCAAGUAUAAAUUUCCAAGCCAUCUCUGUUUAACCUGCAUGAUUUCAAAUUAGCUGAAACCCUCUUUAUUAUCUUUUGGUGAGUUUAGAGGCUUGCUGCCUUACUCCCUUUCCCUUUUCCUCUUUUCAUUUGCAGCUGAUUUAGACUAGUUAGUAGAUUCUCCAUCCAGUCAAUAGCAUUAAUUGAUUGGCUAACCACUGGAGAGAACGAAGAAAACAGGAGCAAUUGCAGUGCUGCUGAGAGACUUGUUUGGUACAGAUACCACUGCUUAAUAGAAAGAUGGAUCGAUGUUUCAACUGUAAUGUAUUAAAUCUAUUUACUUUGUAUUAGGAUACAAUAACAUACAUAUGCUAUAUCUAUUUACGUUGUUAGUUUUCUUGAAAUGUUUAUGUUGCUUUCUUCUCCAAGUACAGUAGAAAGAAAAGACUGACUGGCAAGAAGGUAUCCUAUAAAAUGAAAUAAUCCAAGUUUUCUUUUUUUAUGUGUAACCAUUUUCUUUUUAAAAUUGAUUUACAGCUUUGAUAAACUGUUUGAUUCACACGGAGACUUGUAUUCUGUGUUGUGUGAUAACUCCUCUGAACUCCAAAAGUUAUUUCAUGCAUUUGUUCUGUACCAGAUAACACUUUUGGAGUUUGAUAGCAAAGCAAAUGCAUUGCUAUUUCCAUUUGACAGACAUACAUCGCUGUAAUAGCAGUGUGACAUUGCGUGAUCUGUUUCUUUCUGUUUCAUUUCGCUUGCAUCCCCGCAAUGUUGUUAAAGCAUGAAAAAGGUGAUUAAAGCAUGAUGGAGUGAAGUUUCGGGAUGCUGGCACAGAUGUUGUAAAGAAGUAUAAAACUGUUUUUUUAACAACGGUUGCGCCUAAUUUUCAAACAUUUUAUGUUUUAACUUAAAUUUGAUGUUUCCUCACUCUUGCUUCUUCUUUAACACGUUAAGGAUCAGAUGAUUUUAGGCUCAGCAGCAGCAGCAGCAGCAGCCUCACACCCUACACUUAGGAGCACCUGGUUAUCAGAUUGAUGGCGUAAAAGCACAUGCAGCCAGCUGGAAUCAGUAUUCAGUCAACCACACCCACCAGGAGAGGAGAAAUAUCACCAACUGCAUUCCCAGCUCUUUCUCCCACUGAUUUAUUGUCACGUUCGCAGAUGUCGAUUUCUAACUAUCAGUGUUCCUCAGUUUUGCACAUAGCUACACUUUCUUGGCACUAAUGUCCACGUUUCUUACAGAGAUUAUCCCGUAUCACACUCAAAACACAAACAAGCCCAAACACACAAACACUGUACCUACUGUAUAUACGCAUGCAGGAUUGGGAGUUGUUCCAGUAGUGUGUCUUGCCAUCACUUCUGUUACUUCAGUCUCAGAUACACCACAGUAAUGGGUUUAUGCUUAUAUACACAUUCACAUGCUUGCACACUAAUACAUAGACACCUGAGGGAAAGGACAAUAAUCUGUUUUAUACACUAUACUGUAUAUAAAUCCUCUAUCCUGCACUGCUGAUCAGUCUUUUUUACUGUGCUGUGAAUAACUUAUUAAAUCCAACCAUUUUUUGGCUCAGGUGGUUGAAACUGUCAAGCCAUUCAGUUAAAAUAUUCAGUGCUAAACUUUGAUGGUAUUAGGCCAAUCACUCUCAGAAAAAAUGGAGUUAAAUACACCAAAGAUGAGUUGUAUAAAAGAUCAAAACUCAUUUCACCACACGUGGAAACCUUCUCAACAUAUAUAGUUAUAUUAUAGUAGGGGUUUUGGAGAGCUUCACAUGUUUUUCACUGAUGUUCAUUCUGCAAGGGGACUUAUAAGCACAGACAAGCACAACACUUUAUCUAUGCUGCUUUAUGUGUUUUUAUCCAUCAUGCGGAAGAGAUUUGUUACUGUGUGGAUUUGAAUAAAAUUUACAGUAUAUAUCAUGUAUGAAGAGUCUAUAACAUAGGUAUAAUAUUCACAUAGAUUUAUAUACAGUAUAUACAGCCAGUGCUUGUAAAGGAUUGGAGAUUAAAUGUGACCCUUCCAGGAAACUGUUGAAGAAAGUAAUUAAGAGAUCCAAGAUUUUAAUCUCAAUCUCAUUUUACACUUAACUUAAUUUAAACCAUGUAUCAAGCUUUAUCACAAAUUAAAAUCUAGAUGUACUGUAUGUUGUUUCGUCUUAGAAGAUAAGGCGAAUUCACCCUAGGACUACAGUAUGUGUCUGUGUAAGAGCACGUGUUAGCAGCCCCUGUACAGCUGGCAUCAUUUCUCCCAUGGUGUUUAGUUUGACAGUCAAGGUGCUUGUGAAGCACUAAGUGGAGGUUCUGUGCCGGUUGAAAGACAGAACCCGGCAUAGAGAGAGAGCGGGAGGAGGGACAAAGGAGUAGGGAGACAAUGGAAAAUUGAAAGAAUGAAAGACUUAACACUUGAGCUGGUUAGACGGCACCCAGCAUGAAGAAUCAGUGUCCCCCACACACACACAUGCACACACACACACACAUACACUCAUGCACGCCCACACCAUCAUAGCUUCUCAAUGGGGGCCUCAGUGUAAUUUACAGUGAGCAGGUGGGAUGGAUGUUCAAUCUGAUUCAAUUUGAUGUGGCUCGCAGGAGUGGGAUGAGACACCACUCAUUCCACUGACUGUUGUGAUCGCUUCUCUCCUGUCUGUCACCCUCUUUCCCUGAGUCCUGUGCUACAUACUCCUCCCCUUCUUACUUUAUUUCUCCUAUCUUCUUGCAUUCUCCCCCUCUGUUUUUUUUUCUCACUCACAUUUUUGCCAGUUUUUUUUUUACCUGAUGUUUAUUCUUCAAUCUCUUAAAAUUUCCCCACGCCUUCAUUGGUAGGAUUGGGAUCCAACCCAUCAAGCAAGUCUACACUAACUCUGUGUCACCCUGCGAAGACAAACCCCAGGUCUCUGUUCUCACCAAUCUCUCCUAUCCUCUCUCAUUGUUCAGUAUUGCGUUCGAGGUCCAAGGCAGCCCAGGAGAUCAUGGAGAUCUGUCGUGUGGAUAAGACUGGCUGCGAGGACCCAAACCUGGACAAUGACACAACUUCACACAUACUAAAUGUCCUGGACCAGGAACUUAAACUGAUGACAAAAGGUACAUAGGCCAUCAUAGUAUGGUGCAAUAGUUUUUUAUCAUGAUAAUAUUUGAUGUGUGCGCAAGUUAGAGUACACUCUUCAUGGUAUUUACUCUUAAAAAACAGGAACACAGGACUCACUGCUUGUCUCAGGAAACAGUCGAAGUCAUAUCCAGCAUGGAAAUCAACAUUUCACAUGGUAGGUAACAUGCACGAGACAUACUUAACUCAGUCCUGCAUGAUAAUUGUGGUUGCUCAGGGCACUCAGCGUGUGUAUAAUCUCAUCCUCAAGGUUGAAUUGAAGUCCAUGCAUGGCUCAGAAGUCAGUGUCACACUGGUUAAUUGAUAUUUUCCUGGGGCUUAUUUUGCUAGUGCCAGUCCAGAGGUACACAGCAACCUUGGUGCCAGGAGUGAGUGCAUGUUCCUUAAAACCACUGACAGCUGUAAUAUCUGUGUACAGUUAGAUUGGAGUGUUUGUGAGGGAAAAGCACUCCCAUGAAUUUCUUUGAAAUCUUAAAAAGAGCUUUUAAUUUCCUUUAAAAAUUCUUGGUUUUGAUUUUUUUUUUAACUGGCUGACAAAUAAUCACACGGCAAAAAAGUAGAGCUUCUUGCUGCAGCGUUUGCUCCAUGAGGCUGAAUCAAGAUUAAUGAGCACUUCCUUCCAGCUCUGUAAUCAAUGACAGUUUGUAGCCUGUAGUGAUGACCUUUCCUUUACUCUGGUGGCUCUUUACAGCCCCCUGAAGGCAGCGGCUAUCAGUUCCAUCUGUUGCAAUUGAAGACAUGCUGCACACUGUUAAACCACAAUUAUGCUUGGCAGAUCUCCUCGUAAAAAAUUUCAGCAGUAAACCGCAGACUGUUUUGAACCAAAUUACCAAAAACCUUAAAGUUGUUUAUAUAAUUGAAUUAAAUUAAACUUUUGACUGCAGUGUUAAUCAACAGGUGUGUUGAGAGCAGAUGGAUUUUAAACUGUUGUAGAAAUAAUUAAAGGUAAACUGAAACUCGUUGUCUCAGUGUGAUUACAUGGUCAGAACUGAAUGUUCUUAUCAGGCCUUCUCAGCGACCCCCUCAAAAGUACAGAUGCUGCAGGCGUCAUUCUGCUCACAAGUGUCACCCAGGUAUUCGUCAGACUCUGAAGUUUUAAUUGCAGUAUACAUUCACUUGUUCCAUGACAAGUAUGAUGUAAUAAAUAUGUUUUAGCAUCUAUAGACAAACUUGAUGAGUCGUUUGUGUGGCAUCAUCUUGAGUAGCGGCCAUCACUGAGUCACUGCUGACUAAGGAUGCAGGACUAAAAGUGUUACACAACUGCUCUUCAUGACAUGGUCAUAACAUUGUUAAAGUAAUUAUAUGCUGGGUUCCAGUUACCUUGGAAGUUGGAUGUUGGAGCUGGGAAUGACGCUACACCUGAGUUGACGGUGUUCCACUAAAUAGGUCAGAAAACCAAGAUUGACGCCCACUUUUAGCCAUUGCUUGCUGUUAUUUACAAUCGUUAGCUGUUGUUGGCUGUUGUCAGUAGUUGUUAGCGGUUGUCAGCUGUUGUUAGUUGUUGAUACGUAUACCAGUUGUAAACAACGCAUAACACAGUAUUUUACCAUUACAAACACUAUAGCAUUGUGUUCACAGUUAGACGUUGGGCAGUACAACAUAUAUCACUUAUUUAAUCUCACAAAAACAAAACAGAAGUACGCAUUCAUUGUUACUCUUUACUGUUGAUGCACUGCGCUGCCAUCUUGGAUUAUGACGUUGUCGUCAAGUCGGGGUUGGUGAGGAUCAUCCGACUUACCGAGUCAGAAAUCUGACUUCAGGGGGUGUUCAAGAUGAAUUUCCAACUCGGAGCUCUGAAAUUCCGAUUUCCGAAUACACCAGACAAUAAAAUAGUGUGUUGACACUCAUCUAGACCUUUGCUUGUUUUUGAAAGGACAUUGAGGCUUGUCCAAUGCCGUCAAGAUCACCACAACAUAAAAAUAAGCAAUAAAAACGAACACAGGCGAGUACAAAAGAUAUCUAUAAAAAGAUACUGUUUAAAAAAAAACAAAGUUUCUAGAAAUGAUUGUCCUAAUUCCUGCAAGUGAAGGGAAAACUAACAUCUACAAAGUUUGUUGAAGGUUUUUACAUUAGGGGCAUGAAAGGAAAAAGCUGAUUUACCAAUUGCAGUGCAAGCCUUUGGGGACUUUAUGCUAGUUUUCUCCUAAACAAGCAUCAACACACAAUGAGGAGGAGUUUCUGGCCAUUGCAAUAAAUUUACAAUCUAAUAAAACCCAUUUAUAGUUCUUUGCAACCAUUAAUCUGUAUCUGUCUGGCCAUUUGGGACAUUUGCAUACUCCUGAAACAUAGAAUUUGUAUGUAGGGAGCUGUUCAAAUUCAGUCCCAUUAAAUUUUAUGCACCUAAUAUACUUACUGCUUUUUACUAGUUUGGCCUUGUACCUCCUGGCUCUUCAAUACUUAUUCUUGUCUUUUUUGAUCAUGAUCAGCAUAUAAUUCAUUGCCACCUCAGACCCUACACUGCUGCUAUUCCAGUGGUCAUGAUGGGGGGUAAUCCCUCUUUUUGUGCGUUUCAUCAAUCCCUCUCUUUGUCGCACACAUAGAGUGUGUAAUGGAUCGUUAGCCAGCAGAACGACUUUCUCUCUGACAGCAUGUUGGGUAUCAGGCCUUAAUGUGCCGCUAUAUGAGACAGGGAGCAAGUGUGACAAUCUAUUUUUCUUGUAUGUGUGUGAGCUGUUGAUGUUUCAUGUGUGACUAUAUACGUACGUGUCGGGAUAAUCUGCACCAGAGGCCUUGUGCUGAGCAAAGCGCUGUGAAUAUCACAUUGAGAUGUGUAAUAACCAGAUUAACGCAUACUACACAGAGAGGCUCCCAAAACAGCUCCUUACAUCCUUCAGUAUCCACACACAUUCAUACUCACACACACACACACACACAAUAUGCACAUGUGAAUGCAUAGAUGCACUUUGCUUGACUUGUUUGGCAUAGUUGUACAGCUAUUAUUGAGAUAAGAUAAGAAGAACUUUAGUGAUCCCCGAAGGGAACUUCAGUUGUCUACAGUCUCUCGUCUCAUGUCGUCUACUACAGAAGAAUUAAGAGUCUGGUGGCUGUGUGUACAAAACAUCUUCUAAAUCCGUCUGUCCUGCAGCAGAGUCAGAAGAGCCGUCAACCACCGUUAACCCUUUGGUCCAUCAAGGUGUUAUGUAGUGGAUGAUCCAUGUUCUUUAGAAUAGCCUCCACCUUCCUCAGUGUGCUCAGACGUCUUGCAUCCUUGUGUUUUAUACUACCACUUUCCCAACUGUAUAAAACACAGUCAGAGGUUUGAAAGAGGAUUAGGGCCACAAGAAGAUUAAAAAAAAAAUUACAGUAGGGGGAUUUUUUUAACUAUCAUUUUGAGAUUAAAGUCAAAUUUUGAGAUUAGAAUCAAAAUUUUAAAAAGUUGAAAUCUCAACUUUAUUCAUGUCGACUUUAAUGUCGAAAUUUCAACUUCAAUCUCAAAAUUUUAAAUUUUUUUUAAUCUCGAAAUUUCAACAUUAUUCAUGACAUUUUGUUAUCUUGAAAUUUUGAUUUUAUUGAUAUACUUUCAAUUUUUUAAUGUUAAAAUUUUGACUUUAAUUUUGAAAUUUUGACUUUAAUCUCCUUCCUGUAACCACUUUUUUUUUCUCUUCAUGUGGCCCUAAUCCUCUUCUGUACAGAGGACUGCAGCAUAGAACAGAACAUUUGCCACCACAGACUAAUAAAACGUAUGCAGCAUCUUACUGCAGAUGUCUAUUGAUCGGAGUCUUCUCAGGCAAAAGAGGAGGUUUGGAUCUGUGGAAGUCUAUGAUCAUUUCUUUUGUCUUUGAGAUGUUGAGUAGGAGGCAGUUUUUGUCACUCCAGUCACUGAAGGCUCUUAUCACACCCCUGUGUUCAGCUUCUUGUAUAUUUCUGAUAUCAUGCCACGAUAGCUGUGUUAUCUAAGGAUUUCUGGCUAUGGCAGGACUCAGUGCUGUAUUUGAAGUCUUAUGUAUACAGUGUGAACAGGAAUGGCACCAGGACUGUCCCUUGUGGAGCCCCUGUACUGCUCAUUAAUGUCCCAGAAACACAGCUCCCCAGCCUGACAAACUGUGGCUUUCCUGUCAGGUAAUCUGUGAUCCAGGAAACACAGGAAGAAUCCACUCUCAUCUCUGUGAGCUUGUCUUUGAGUGUGAUGAGUUUGAUGGUGUUGAAUGCACUUGAAAAGUCAAAGAACAUGAUCCUCGUAUGAACCCCAGAUGAGACAGGGCACGGUGAAGCAUGGAGAGGACGGCAUCAUCCACUCCAAAGUGUUCUGUGUAUGCAAACUGCAGGGAAUCCAGUUUAAUAAUAUCUGCACGUUUUCUCAUGUCAGUUCUUCAACCUCUUCUUAAAUCUUGGAAAUUAUUUCUUGAUAUGACAAUAUUUAGAUCAUUUAGUAUCACUGUAUGAGAAAACUACCAUGUACAUUUAUGCCAGUGUUUACGUAAAUUUAGAAAUAUGAUGGAGAUCUUUAUAAGAUUAAGUCUCUUUUCUGUCACACGGAGCAGUUUUUCAUUUUUUAUUUUUUUUUGUCCUGAAUCAAGAACAAUAAAAAUAGAUCUUGUUUUCUAGUUCUUCUAGUUUUUACACUUAGAUUGCAAAAGAAUCAACAUGAAUACUGCAUUUUAAUAUAUGGCAACUACACUUUAUUCAAAAUUCCCCUCAUUUUGAUACUGCUCUUAAGCAACAGGUUGACAUACAUCAAUGAGAGUUGAUGCAUUAUGUUGGAGAACUUUUAAAUGUUUGCAUUGAUCAAUUUCAUUAAAAUCUAAAGCAUCAUUAGGAAGGAGUGAAUGUAUAACACAGCCUAGCAUGAAACAAGUAAAAUGUUGUGCGCCAGUAUGAUGUGUGUGGGACUACUUUAACCGAGCCCAUGUUUACCUCAUGUCCGGACAACCAUUUAUCAUCCGUCCUUCCUCUGGCUCAACAGCUUACAGUUGUCAGGUUGUACUUAAAUGUAACCUCCAUCUAUCGGCUAUCUUUGAUGCGACCUUCACUGUGUGACAAGUGCACUGCAGCACCGAUGAAAACACGGAAAAUAGACUUUUCAGUAUUUGUCUGUUCACGUUUGAAGCUUACAGUAACCGAAUGAGAGCCUUGAAAGUUGGUUAAGAAAACGUCCUUCUCAUCUCUGUCAACAAACUGCCCAUCCCCAGUGUGACGAUCACUGAAUCAGGUAGUGAUUAUCAGACAGAAAGUAUGUAACAUAUUAUAAUAUCGCUGUUUUGAAUCCUUGCAGCUAUGAGAGGUUUAAUACAUACGUAGGUGCAGUGUGUGAAACUUGCUGCUUUCAUUCAGAUAAACAUACAAAUGCACACAUGAGCCCACUCACCCACAGGACUGAACAGACUUUCCACCUCAGGCCUAUGGCUGGCAAUGAUGAAUAACAGAGAGGUUUGUUGUUACUGGUCCUGAACACAGCACUGUGCUCUUUUGGUGGCGGUUACGCUUGAUGCUAGACACUCACACACACACACACACACACACACACACACGCACGCACACGCAAAAGCACAAGCAGCAUAGUUUAUAAAACUUAGUAACUUUCCAAGCACCAAUUGGCAUAAACUUGACAAUAGCUGAAGGUUAUAUAAACCAAGGCUGAAUACAACGGAAUACCCUCUGUGACCACUUACGCUCAUGCUGUAUUUAUUUAUUUUAUUUUAUUUAACCAGGAAAACCUUAUAAAGAUUAAAAUCUCUGUCCUGGCCAAAAUUGUACAUUAAAAUAUGGGCAAACUUUUUAAAAGCCUUUUUACAGGCAGAACUUCUCCAUUUAUCUUCUGAGUUUCUAGUUUCUAUUCUUUGAAUGUUCAAGUUUUCAUCAGUUUUUAUUCAGUGUUUUUAACUCGUAACACAAGUGUUGAUCUAUGCAGACGGUGGAAAGGUAAAGGACACUAAAAUGCUUCUGAAAUGUUUGUGUUUAAGACUCUUUUUUUUUUUUUUAAAGCUUUCAUACCUGUGCUUUUACCAUGGACUUGUGUGGACUUGGGUGCUGUGACUGAUUGAUGGAUUUGGUCUUGCAGGGGCGGAGUCAGCGAGGAACAGACGGAUGAGGAGGAGGCUGUACAGAGAGACCAGCAGAGUGUCCUGCUCCUACCCUGAGAUUUUCAAACACGAAUGCACAUAAACACAAUUUACAGUAUGGCACAUUAAUAGACCUAGAGAAUAAGAAAAUUCAUUGGAAUACCACACAUUAUUUGUUAAGUUUUGGUUUAAAAUACUUUGAAAAAAUUGCUGGAUAUUGACUAGAAUCUGUUUCGAUCCAUGUGGUUAUGAUUUUUAUUGUAUAUAUUCUUUAUGCUUAGAGGGAAGACGCUUGUGAACAUAUCCUCUAAAUUCAAAUGUCAAAAGAUGAAAUGGGAUGACCACAUGAGAAAAUUAUUUAGCUCCAAUACUCACCAGGAGUGUUUGAAUUCCAUCAAUUGUCUUUGUCAGUGUGGUGAAGUUUUAACCAAAAGAGUUUUCAAGCACAAUCUAUCUGUCUGGUGUGAUUCAUUUGUUUUUUUCAAAAAAAGGUUAAAGUGGCACUGGACCAGGUCAAACUUUUAACAAACACAUUCACACAGAUGUAGGAGUCUGCCACAGGUGAUGAAUUAUGUUAGUAAAGGAGGGAAUAAGGAUCUGUGCCAAUGACUGCUGCUGCCAUCUGUCUGUGUGUGUGCAGGAGGGGAGGAAGAUAAACACCAAGCACUGGAACUGGUUUGCCAUCUCAGUGGUGAAUUUGUAUGAGACCUGAUGGCGUGUGAGUUGUUUUUUUUUUGUUUUUUUCAAGUCUGGCUUUUUUGCAUUACUCGCCGCAGGUAGUCUAACUCCAUCAUGGCUGCCAGUCUCUUGGGCAGAGUUCACCAUUCACUGCUUUAGCUGAUGAGGGUGGAUGUGUGGAUCGAACAAGGACACCCAGAAGAAAUACACUCCUCUGUUACACGACCGAAUACAAAUGCAAAAUCAGGGAAAGAGUGGAUGUCAAAGAUGCCAACUUUGUGAUUGAAUUUCAGAUUGAGGUUUAUUUGCACUCUGCAUGUGGUUAUGUGUGGAUAUGAGUGUGGGUGCAUGUGUGCCUACUCUUUACUCCAGCCACUGAGAGGGGGAUAUCGUGGUAUUUUAUUUGGUCUGACGUUAAUCGCCACAAGCGGACAGCAAAAGCCCCGUAAUCCAGCCGCAAUCACCGCUGAACUGAUUGAUAGGACAGGUACAGAGAGAGAAAGAAAGAGAGACUGAGGGACAGACAAGUAAAGAAAGAGCUAAAAGGUAAGUCUUUGCUAUUGUGUCCUUGAGUGAGUUUAUCACUUAGUAUUUAGGAGAGGAAAAUAACUGACAUAAAUCUGAUUGAUACUGAAGUGACAGGCUGGUCUUAAACAACUCAGACCUGCUCUCUCUUUCCAGCUCUCAUUUUUCCUCUCUUGCACACUCAUGAGGAGAACGGAAACGAGAGCUGACCUUUGUUAGAUUUCGAGUCGCCUGUGAUGUUGUUGAUGCUGUCGGAAGACAGUGAAACUGAAGGAGCUGACAUUUAACUCCACUAUAUUAACUGACCCUUCUAUAGAACUGGAGUUCAUGGCGGGCGUGCUAGAAAACUGCAGGCUGACAGAUAUGUUGUGUGUUGAUCUGGUUUUCUUUCGAUGAAUUUUCAAUUGUCUCUUCAAGCAUUGCUGUUACUUUUACUGUUUUAUUUACUGUGUGUUUUUGUGGAUUUUGGCAUUUUGUUUGACAGCAAGUUGCACAAUAGAAAACAUUUUGCUCUGCCUCUAGCUGCACGCUGCAUUGUUCAUUGAUGAAAAGGCUUUCAUCUCCCCCAGGAUAUGUUGAAAGGACACCAUGAAUAGUGUCUUACAGGUCACCAACAGUGACCAGUGAAAGGACAGCAUUCCCUUGAUUCAACCAAGUUUCAGUAAAACACAAGCGACUGCACUUUACAGUAAACUUUCUCAGUCUUCACAAAUAUCUCCAGCUCAUCACUUUUGUUGAGCAGAGAGUUGACGUUUCCUGUGAUGACUGAUCUUAUAUCUCCAUUUCCAAGCCUUCAACUUUGCCUUUACCUCCGCGCCAGCACAGCAACCAUGAAAACACCUCCAGAUGUCCACCUGAACCAGAUACCCUCGUCCAGAUCCACUCUGUCUCAAUGAAAGAAGCUCCUCUCCUGAAGGAACAUCAGUAACACUUUGUUUGACGCCUGUCUCUAUUAAGCAUUAUAAAUAUAUGUAUAAUGGAUUAUAAUUACAUUACAGCACUAUAUAAAUAUGGUUAUACACACUCAUAAAUGAUCAUAAUGCUUUAUAGCAAUAAUAAUAACACAUUACAAAGCUUUUUAUCAUGAUUUACAAGGUCAGGUAUUAUCAUGUGCCAUAACAGUUGCAUUGCAUUAUCCAUGUGGGCGUUGUUAGUGAUUAUUAUACAUUAAUAAUGCAUUACAGAGAUAGGCGCUGUGUGAAGUGUUACUGAAACAUCCGGCAGCAGUUGACAAAACACAACAAAAAUAUGAAAAAAGAGAGCAAGAACCAGACUUCACUGCUUCUUAGGUGAACGCAGGUUAUGGAAAGUGAUGCAUCUGAAAUUUAAAAUUUGACGUUAUUCCAGGAAGCGAGUAACAAAAGUAGUUUCUGUUUUAGCAUUUAAAAAUCACGAUAACUUGUUUCAUAUUCUCUAUAAUUGAAAAAAGUAAACUAUAAAGGGUGUCUGAGGAAACAUGCCAUGCUCCUUGCCCGCUGAACAGGCUUGAGACGGGAUUGUUGGUGUCUGUGUUUGAGUGACAGCUGUUGUAAUCCUACAUGGGAACCAAAGGAAACUUGCCCUGCAGCCUAAACAUAAUGCCAAGUCAGUGACAUAGACGAUUAAGGACACCAGACUAAAGUGGCAUUUAGAGGCGUUUUCUGUACUAUGAGCUGCUAAUUAGCCAAGUCAUGCAGCCUGCGAACUGAUGGUAGCAGUACAGAGAAUGUGAGUAGCUGCUAAUUUUCAAAGCUGUAAAUCACAUUUGAACUUGAUGACACUGAGAUUUCAGCAUGAAAAUUAAUGCAUGUUGAAAUUCAGAACCUGAAUUUGAUUUCAGGCAUUUUCCUGUCUAUGACAUUUUAUUUAGCUUAAUGGGAUUUGAUUCGCUCAUUGAAACAAAAUCUGAACUAAUACAAUCAGAAUAACUUGGAGAAAUAGGUGCUGUCAUGCAACUUAAAUCAAAAAACAUAAAACCACUUCAAUAAAGUUUCUCCCAUUUGACUUUUACGCAGAGGAAAAUUAGUCAAUUUUCAGAGCUAUUCUGUGGCAGACAUAAUAUCUUAUUUAAUUCAGUUUGGCUUGGAGAGAUCUCAUUACAGACUCACAUGAAAAACUCUGAUUAAUAGAGCAUUUACAAUAAGUAAAACAUGACAUUUGAGACUUUUGCAUUCACACCAUAUUGACGUUAUAUGGUUAUACGUUACUUUAUUGAUGUGUCUUGACCUCCAAAUUUGAUUUUGAGGUCUGUUCAUGUCUACGUGCAAAGAAUACUUAUCUGAUGAGACUCGUGUUGAUCUUUGCUGCUCCAUCAAAGCAUGAUUACCCUUUACCUUGAGAACAUAGCAGGAGUGAAGCCUGCCCUGUACAUUUUUUUUUAUAUAUUACCCGAUUCUUUUUACUAUUAUGCCUCUGCAAGUAUGCCAUCCACAGUAUUCCCCCCCUCUGUUGUCAGGUUGGAGGCAUAUUCGCCUUGAAUGUACCAUCUCGUCACAUCCCAUGUUUUCAACUGGAGACCUGCUGUCUCAUUACAGGAAAAGGAGAGUAUGUGUUGUAUGUCAUCUUUGUCAUAGAAAAAAGCCUCAAAGCCUCUUAGUUUGUGCAGACUCCUGUGUGUAUCCACCUUUUUAUUCCUAUCACUGAUGAUACAUGGCAGCACAGUGUAACUCUGGUAAGGACUGAAUUCUGCAGAUAGGGAAAGAAAAUAAUUGGGGGUUUUGUUUGUGGCUGUAAAGCUAGCUCAGAUAUCUUAUGGGGCGCUCACACCAAACGAAAAUAAAAUCAUCUACUUAAUUCGCAUGAAUCUAGAUGCAUGAAUGAAAAGUACUUACUCGCUUCAUUUGCGCAUCAACGGUAAUUUCAAUGGUAAUCCCUGCCAAAUCAACCGACAGGAUCAAGUGAUAGACAAAGGUUUUUUUACAAUUUACCAGGUAAUCCAAAAUCAGGCAACUGGACUGUGUAGAGUUAAAAUGAUCAUUUUAGAAUUGAAGAUGCCUCUUUGAUAAGAGGUGAAACGUCUUCUCAACUCUACACAGUCCAGUUGCCUGAUUUUGGAGUCUUCAAGAAAACCAUGACCUGGAUGAAUGAGAAUCUACAUGGACAGGUAAUCCAACCUUUUCACUCGCUUGCUACCAGGUGAGCUUCUUUUUAUUCCAUUUUGGAAAUUGAAACAAAAAGUAUCAGGGCACCACUGGUAUCUGAAAUGGAGGACACACCGACAUGAUCAGUUUGUCCUCCAUUUCAGAUACCAGUGAACAACCGUCCAUUUUCAUACGUCACCCGGCGACCUUAAUGCUGAUUAGUUGUUGCGGCAAGAAUAUCCGCUCAAGUUGAGACAUUUUCAGCUCCCACCCAAUUCGCGUCAUUUGCGCCGCCAGAGUAGUAGGAGCACUUGGUGUGUGGAGACAGUUACAGCUCUGAUAGAUGGUUAAAUUGAUAGAUACAAAAAUAGAAUUAUCUCAAGCCAACAGAACAGCUUUAUUUAACCAAACUCAAAGGACCGCUGUUUUGUAAUAAACAAUUUCCCUUUUGUUCUUACAACCAUGUAUCUGUGGCGUCCGCCCAUGUUCCAGCCAACCCAGCCUUGGGUAUUUCUCUCAAGGUUAAAGCCUUGUCUCUUCUCAAAUGACCCCAAAUGCUGAAGAUGGAAGUGGAGUCUGCCCCGGAUGGAGAAAGUUGUAAUGGAGGGGAGGAGAGAGGGAGAUGGAGUGAGAAAAUACAAAGAACAGAGGAGGGAGGAUAGGAAUUAAAGAAAAGGGAAUGGAGGACAUGAAAGAAAUGGGGUGGCACCAGGAGGGGAAAACGUUAUCCAGGUUGAUAAGGAAACAUAUGUCCCACUUUUUCCCUCCUGCCUCUCUUUUCACAUUUACAGUCCUGUCCUCCCUCCUGCCAACAGUUUCUUCUGCCACCUUACCCAUUUUCCCCUAUAUUUACUCCACGAUUCCUCCCUCAACCAUCUCUUCUUAACUUCACUUAUUUAGUCCUCCCAGCUUUCUCCUUCACACCCUUUUUCCUCUCUCCCUCUCCUUCCUCCAUUGCUGCGUUUCCAUCUCCCCUGCUCUGCAUUCCUUUCUCCUUUAAUCCUUCUAUUUGUCCCUUACUCCCUCCUGUUCAGCGGCAGGUCUCGGUACUCUGGUGAAGCCACCGGGACCUGCUGACAAAUCGAUACAUCACUGUAAUUGAUUCUGUCGGGGCUCAAAGUGUUUAAUGAGAGCCCUCCUCCUCCCCUUUGCACGUGGGCUUUGGUGCUGGCCAGUUUAAGGUUUAAUGGAGCAGAGGCAUCCAUGUGCACCAAAGGGCUGUAGAUGAGGGGUGAGAGAAAUGGGCUGGUGGAGAUGAAGCAGGUGAUACGGGUGAAGCAGGUGAAGGGGUAUAGGGGAGGAAGUCAAGCUCGGGGUGUUGAGGGUUAAUCAAAGGAGUUUCUAUGGUGAUGGAUUAGCCUGGCUUGGUGAUUUUGACAAGUUAAGGCUUGAUAUAAGAUGUCAUGGGAGAAAGGAGCUGUGUUCCAGAAAGAAUAAAAAGGUGUGGAGGUGUGUGCUGGUGUGCUGCAAACGCGACGACAACAUUCAAACAGUUACGUGUCUACCUGGUUAUCUAUAACGUGUAGCAGCGCCAACGUCAGCACUGGGGCGUGGUGCGUGAUGUGCCAGCGCGACCAUUUAAACAGACAAAACAACACUACACGCAUUGGAAUAAAUGGAAUUAGAAUGACGUUCGGUUUUAAAAACGAACUAUUCAUUAGCUGACUACACGGUAAACAGAGAACGGAAUGGAGAGAGCAAAACUUGGACUCAACAUACCGUACAGGGACAAGCUGAACAAUGAAGAAAGAGAGCGUUACCUUAGCAAAAUUGCGGACAUUGCUUGACUCGACCCAUAUGAACACACUGUAUGGUCCCCACUAAGGUUAGGGUGAGGGAUAGGGUUAGGUUUAGAGUUAUGGUUAUGGUUAAGGGGUAAAGGUUAGGGUUAGGGAUAGCUUGUGGGGGAAGUGGGGAACAUCUUCCCCGGGGAACACAGAACCUAGGGAACAUAGACAGUUCUGUUGACAUUAGUACCUAGUUACUUCUUGGACAAAAUAACAGUUUCAUGUGUUUGGUAAUAACUUACCUUUGUGAAAAUGGCAUGAACAAACACGGCUGUGCUUGGGUAUGUUGUCGAAGGUUAGCUCUUUGCAUCUUACGGCAGAGAGCCAAGCCAUGUGACGUCUCUUCGUUAACUCUUCCAUUUGCACUCUGUGUUCCAUGUUGGAAAGCAGAAAAAACGUACUUUUCCCAAAACUUUCCCUCGACGUGCUCUCCUGUUAUAGCACUUGUGAACGCAGCAUCCUCCAUUGUAAGUUAAUAACUUAGUGCAAAAACGAACACGAAAGAAUCACUGUUUACAUGUCUCUCUAUUAAUGCUGAUAAUUCUUUCCUGCCAAAAUGUUGGCGGCAAAUGUUGACGUGGAUAACCUGAACAUUUAAAAGAUCCUUUUUUUUUUUUUUUUUUAUUCAAAAGAAAAGGGAGGAUAUGAGGAAAAAUAGCACAGGGAGUUGAGAUGAAAAGACAAAUCUGUUUUUUCACCGAAAGAGCGCAGAAGGUGAGAGAGUGGAAGAGAGAGGAGGGAGAGUUUGUGAUAUAGUGUACCUAGAAGCAUGAGGUUAUGUUUUUGCAUGAGAGAGAGAAAGAGAGAGAGAGUGUUGGGAAUGAGGAAUCGUAUGGACAGUGAAUCAUUAAUAUCAGCAGUCUGUAAGACACUAAUGAAUGACACGGGAAUAUAUCAGCUCAUCGUUUGCUUCUCUCUUCUACCCUUCACCCCCUCCCCCCCACAACACACACACUCUCCCUCUCUCCCUCUUUCUGCUCUAGAUUAGUUUUUCCUGGCUCUAAUGAGAAACACCUGUUAGAACUCCUCGUUAGGCAUCCCUUGUUCAGGUCCCAUUAGACCUCUAGUCCCUCUCCUCUGCUCUGUGGUAUCUUUGGAUCAGUUGGAAAAAAUAUGCAAUUUUCAGGAAGGCAUUUUGCAGCUUUCAGACAACAGAAGGUACGGUUUGGGUUUGUCAGUUAAAUAUUAAGGGUAGAGAGAAAAUAAAUGUUAAUGCUAAAAGAGUGAAGGCUAUUGCAUUAGCCCUGCAGCACAAGUAAUUCUGUGUAAAUGAAUUGUGGUUAGGUUACAUCUAAAUCUUAAUCUCAUCCCAGAAAUAAUGCUGCAUUCCAGUUGUACUCGGGAAUCUGAAUUUCCGAGCUCUGAGUCAGAAAUUCAUCUGGAACGACGGAUUUCCGAUUUGGAAAGUUGCUCACCAACCCCGACUUGACGACAACAUCAUUAUCCAAGAUGGCAGCGCAGUACGUCAACAGUAAAGAGUAACAGUGAAAGCUCUCAUAAUGUAUUAUUUAUUAGCACUUCUGUUUUGUUUUUGUGAAAUUAAAUAAGUGGUAUAUGUUGUACUGCCCAAUGUCUAACUGUGAAGACGGUGCUAUGGUAUUUGUAAGAGCACUAUACUGUGUUUUGUGUUGUUUACAACUGGUAUAUCUAACAACAGUUGACAACCGGUAACAACAACUGACAGCGACAACGACUGCUGACAAUUAUUAAAAACAGCUAACUAUGGCUAACACUAGGUUUCCAUCUUGGUUUUCCGACUUGUUUACUGGAAAGUCGCCAACUCAGGUGUAGCGUCCUUCCAGCUCCGAUAUCUGACUUUCAGGGUAACUGGAACGCAGUGUAAUUCCUGACAGAUUUGUCUUUUGUUUUUUUAGUAACUUUAGUAACUUAACUGCCUUCCUGUACUCAUCUGGUCAGAAGCCAAGUUUUUUUUAUAUUUGAAAGUAAAAAAUUAAAGUAAUUAAUUAGGAAAUUAAGAAAAUGACACUUUAACAAGCCUCCAUGACAUUUCAUUCAUAUGCACAAUAUAUCAUCUGCUGUGUGUCAUACAGAAACAUGCAAGCAUCUGUUUUCUACCUUUCCAUCGCUUGUUAAAAAAAGCUCACCGACAAAUCCACAAUGAAAGCUGCUCUCAUAAAAUGUUAGUCAUUGAGAACAGCAUGCAGUUAAAAAAACAUUAUGCAGUCUAGUUCAGUAUGUAUUUUUUGAUGGGGCAUGUCCUUAACUUUUGUAGUCAGAGCACAUUAAUAUGCAAACAGCCUGCUGUCAAGGUAAGUCCUGCACACUUGCUGCACAUGCAGUAUUAAAGGAAAAUAUCUGUUUCGAUACAUUUACAGUCCAGUUUUGUCUCUUAAAGCAUUUGUGAGGAGUUUUUAGCAGAUUGAAAAUUGACAGUGAUGUCUUUGCAUGACAAACAAAAUCGAAAGAGGUCAUUAGCAACACAGUUUUAGAUUUUUACUGUGCAAUUUUAAAUGCCUGUUACUGUUGUGAGGGGGUUACUGCCACACACAACCUGUUUGUGUGUGUGUGUGUGUGUGUGUGUGUGUGUGUGUGUGUGUGUGUGUGUGUGUGUGUGUGUGUGUGUGUGUGUGUGUGUGUGCUGACUACUGUCUGUGGAACACUUAACUCAGGUAGGAGGUACAGAGUUCCUCUUUGUAAACAUAACAGAUAUAAACACUUGUUUAUCCUACUGUCAGUGAAGCUCAUAAAUGAGCAGAUUGAUCAUGAUGGACAGGAAAGAGAGUUUAGGGUCAAGUGAUGCUGAAUUUGCACUGAGAUGCUGGUCGCCCUUUUUUGUCCGAUUAUGUAUUUUUUUGCAUUUUUAUUGAUAUGUAAUUGUUUUUCUACCAACUCUGGAUGCAUGAGUGAAAUGUACUACAUGUGCUGGAUUUGUUUUCUGUGAAGCAGACCCCUCUGCCCAAGACAAAUUUCUCCUGAGGGAGACUAAUAAAGACACUUUGGGCUCUAUUUUGGUGCUUCGCCGAAGACGUGCCGCAAGCGCAGAGUCAAUCAGAUCCGCCGCGCUGACAAGGCGUUCCCAAGCACAUUUUGGUAUUUUGGUGAGCCGCGCAGCCCGGCGUAAGUAUCCCCCCUCCC
This is a messenger RNA of Xyrichtys novacula (pearly razorfish), 66795 nucleotides long. The record is from the annotation of a GenBank genome assembly. Lineage: Eukaryota; Metazoa; Chordata; Actinopteri; Labriformes; Labridae.